This is a messenger RNA of Paramuricea clavata, 47941 nucleotides long. Lineage: Eukaryota; Metazoa; Cnidaria; Anthozoa; Malacalcyonacea; Plexauridae. The record is from the annotation of a GenBank genome assembly.
AUUCUUUGUUUCCAAUUGAUAUCGCCGCAGUGGCUAAAGAUCACGAUUUCUUGGAUCAAGAUUCCAUUGAAGCGUUGUUCAGGUAAUGAAUAAACAUUGUGAAACAUGUAUGUGUACAGUAUAAACAGUUUAGAUCACAGUUAUUUCUAUAUUUUAGCUAUAAGAGAGUAUCAGGAUAUAUAUAUAUAUAUAUAUAUAUAUAUAUAUAUAUAUAUAUAUAUAUAUAUAUAUAUAUAUAUAUAUAUAUAUAUAUAUAUAUAUAUUUCUGGAAAGGUUUUGUGAAUUGCGGAGUGUAAAUACAUUUAUUUAGACUUUUCCAUGCAGGAGCAGCUACGAAAAAUGCAUGUGUGCAUGCAACUAUAUUGGUCUCAGACUCUCAGGAAUGGAACCUGUGGUCCUUCAAUUCCGGUUCAGCACUCUUAUAUACCAAUUGAGCUGCAGAGUCCAUGCAGUUGUCGAGUGCAGUUGUAAGCGCAAGCUCAAGUUGUCGAGCUCUAAUCCAUUCCUGCCAGAGGGCUUAUAUAUACUCACAUUUUUCGCAGCUGCUCCUGGUUAGGUCUAAAUAAAUUUAUAAAAUUUACACUCGAAAUUUCCAUCUUCAAAAUCUUUCAACAUUAUAGCUAAAAGAACAUAUAGCCUACUACAAUCGACUGCAUGCAAGUAUAUAUUCAAAUAUAAAGUAUAUAUAUACAUGGAUACAGGAUACUAUGUAUACUGAAAUGGUGCCAGUUCGCCUCAAAUUGUUUAGCUUUUUUGCACGUAUAGGCGUAUAUAUUAAUUCUCAAAGUGACAAAUUUCAGAUUACAGACACCACAUGAUUAGUUUUUCACAGUAUUUUCACCUUUAAUUAAUAAAUAAUGAGAUUUAAAAAUCCAUCUUUUUAUCUCAUUACGUUAUGGCAUGAGAGUAUUCUUUUCGAACGGUAAAAGUGCAAUUUAUUUUUACCAAUAUAGGCGACUCCAAACUCUAAACAACUGUGCCAAACUAAAGCUUCAUCCGAGAAAGGUAAUGUUUACUUUCGCUUUGGAGUUUGGGUAAUUCUCUUACAAAGAGUUCUCCCAUUGACAAGUAAUAUCGAGUAAAUUGAUAUCUGCAUCCGAGGGUAUACUCGCUAAGAUAUAUUGUUAUAUAUAUGAAAAGCACCCGGUCAGCCAAUAAUUUCAAAAAGUAUAGAAAAACAGAUUCCGAAGAAUGCACAAAGUCAUCUUGAAAUUCAAUAGUUUAAUCAAAACAAGACGAGUUUUUGGAGUGCAAAUUUUGGAACAAAGUCGAACAAAAUUUACACUUUAGUUAAAUACUGUCUAUAGUGUUGUUUUAAUUCAAAUGGUUUAAAUUUCAAAUGACUUCCAUGCAUUAUCUUAUUGGUUAAUCGGGAAGAUUAAAUGCAUCUGGUUGGUUUAACCCUUAAUGGUAGGUAGUGGAAGUCAAAUCUAAACCUCAUGCGUGCACUAUUAAAUUUCAAGAUGACUAAUUCAUUACUCGCCUCUGACUUACAUUCUUCAUGAGAUACAAACUGGUCAGAGGACAGAGGUAUAUCAAUCCUUUUCCAGUCCAAUUACUCCUUGAUGUCAUUUUCAAUUCCGAAAAUAAGGAUUAGACUGGAUUUCAAAUUGGAGCAAUUUGAUCUGACAUCUCAUGCUCAUUAUAUACAUGCAUGCAUAAAGUGAAGUGAAUUAAUUUUAUCCAGUUCUAGGUCUGGAUCACUAUAUACUUCGCGAGAUACCCAGUAUUAUGUGAGCAAAAUAAAGCAAUAUAGUUCGCUAAUUUCCUCAUGAAUUAUUAAUGAGUAUUAUAGAUUGAAGUGUGAAUUGGUAAAAUCUUCAAAUAUGUUUUCUUUGUCUGAUGCCAUUACUUGCUUGAUCAUUCACGAAAACGCCACGUUUCUGUCAAUAUCGUAUACCCAUAUACAAAGUACUGCGAACAGCCGAUACAGGAGGCAUUGUUCGAUACUGUCGUAAAAUAAACAUGAAAUGCAUUGGCUAUAUAUCCCGCAGAUCAAAAAAUGGAAAGUUCUCCAAAACUGAGAAUCAUUAAAUUCUCUUUGGAUGCCUAUUUUACUUUCUCACAUUAACUGUCUGCACAAUAGCGAACAUUACGCAGGUCAUGCAUACAAUUCGAGAAAAGAUUUCUACUUUAUCCGUAUAAGGGUGCGAACCGUGUUUAUGCAUGUUGUAUAGAAAAUAUAUAUACAACCACUUUCGUGCUCGUUUACUCUAAUAAAGGGAGUGUUAAUCAGAUUAAGAGCAAUCCUUUUUUGUUAAUCUGAGAAAGCUGCGUUUUAUCUCUUUGUUUAUUUAUCUGUUAGAAGAAAAUAGCAACCAGCGUAUCAUUUAAACAAGUCAUGAACGAAAAUGUCCAAUUAUCGCAUAUCUUCGAAGCUCAUACAUGUACAAGUGAAAUCUAUUAGUAUAACUCAAACCCUCGUUUAACUUAAUUCAGGCCCUCGUUUUCUCCGACUUGUUAGCUAAAACCAACUUCUACUUUGACUCUUUUGUUAGAUUGACGAAUACGAUUCAGACGACGAAGAACUUAUCGCGCUGAGCUCAAGAUGGAAACUACAAAGAAAAAAUAGAAAAUGGUCCAGAAGGAAGAGAUCUGAUGAUACGUUGAGAGUCGCCAUCAGUGAAAACACACCAAAUUGCUCGCCCAAACCUUCACCACGUACAUACAUGCAUUGCAAGGAAAAUAAUCCCGACAACGAUAAAAUAAUUAGUGUAAAUAAUAUUAACAAUAAUAGUAAUAAUACCGCUCUUGAAUUACUUUACUCAAGACUACAUGAACGAAGACCGAGCUUGUAUGAUAAUCUGCCAAUAAACAAUUGCACGACAAGGAACUCGCUCGGGAAAUCUUCGCUAAUAAACGGUGACGAAAGUGAUACUGAGGUUAGGUCACCUGUGGCAAAAAGAAGGCCUGGUAGCGAUCGUUAUUCCUCGUCCCAAAGUGCAGUUGGAGAUGCAUUAGGUUCUUCUCCAGAGGACCAGUCAUCUGACGAGGAAGAUGUAUCAAAAGACCUAGAACUAGUUAAGUCGUUAAAUGAGCAAGCUCCUCGUACGGAUAAACCAAGAGCAAAGAAGGCAAGAUGGCAUAGUUUUCAACGUGCAAGAAAUCCACGAAGAGACUCAACUUUGCCGUAAGUUAAAGUGCUUAUGAAACGAAAUUUUUGCCUCGGUUUUUAUUGUCUUAUUAAAAGGUACUGCUUAAAUGAUGACGGAUGACGUUUACAGUUUGUUCGUAUCUCAUCUCAUUCCCAAGUUAUCGCACUUUCUAUAUUUUGAGUUGUGACGUCACUAGUUUGACUCAAAAUAAUGGCAAUAACAAGAAAAUCUGAUAUCUUUAUGAUCAUUUAAUAAAAUUCAAUGAAACUUGGCACACGUAGUGGGUGCAAUGAAGUGAACAAUUUGGCUUGUUUAUAUGGUUGUUAUGGCAACACACUCGUCCCCAGUCCCUUUUCUUCCAAUUUCUAUAUGAUCCAUUUCCAACAAAAUAAAUAGUAAUUUCUGCAAUUGUCGCUUAUUACUAUAAUACGUGUAGGUAUUGUGAUCAGUUUAAACCGUUAUAACAUGCAAACAUCCUCUGCAAGAGGUCUACAGGAGGAAAUUUGUGAAAAGGAAGAGAAGAGACUGGGGACUAGUGUGUUACCAUGGCAACCACAUGACCUGCCAAAAAUAUUCAUAUGGGUGUACCCACUAAGUGUACCGAGUUUCAUUGAAUUUUAUUAACUACUCACUAAGAUAUCAGACUUUCUUUUUAUUGCCAUUAUCUCAAGUCAAACUAGUGACGUCACAACUCAAAAUUUAGAAAGUGCGAUAACUUGAGAAUGAGAUGAGAUAUGAAGAAACUGUAAACAUUCUUCAUCGCUCUAGCAGUACCUUUUAGCAAAACAAUAAAGGUGAAAAUUUCGUUUCAUUAGCAUUGUUACAAUUUAAAAUGCAAUUUGAACACGGCAAUUCGAGGGAUAACGAAUAGAACAUACAAAUAUUGGUUAUAUCCUUAUGUUUCGCAUGCAGAUGAACCUAUAUAGGGUGAUGCUAAAAAUACCGGAAAGUAUUCGUGGGAAGAACAUAAGAAUGCAAAUUAAAUGUUAACAAUGUAUAUCAAUUAAACGCGGGCCUUAAUUGUUCGUCGUUUUAAGUAGUAUUCUAUACUCUAUAUGUCAGAAUUACGUAUAGAAGUAUUCAAAGUUAUCCUCACGGGCAAAAAAAGAAUUUGUACAAUGCACCACAUUUUCGCACAGUUAAAUAAAACAACAUCACAUAUCUAGUUCAGCAGGCCACCGUUCAAUGUACAGCCAUCAUCUUCGACUUUUCAUCCAUUUUUUGUUGGUUUUUUUACCAGGGUUUCAAUACUCAUGCUUGUAGCGUAAUUUUAUAGCAUGGGUAAAAUUAAUGACUUUAAGAAUAUGUAUUUCCGCUACACUAUCAUUCCUUUCUUAAAUUUAGUGCAAGAAACUCACGAACAAUACUUUUAUUCGAAUAUAAGUUUACUAAGCCAUUUUCUUUGUGUUUUAUAGUUCCUUGAAAAUAACGAACUUAUCUGGCGGUCAGUUGGCCGUUCUAAGGAAACUCUCGCUUCUCAAGUUAACGGCUUUAAUAGAAAGAUAUUCAACUGUACAUAGAGGGAUAGGAUGGUGAGAUAGAUUCUUUGUUCUUGUUUGUUCCCUUUUUAUCUCGUUUCCUGUUUUUUAUUUCUCUGUACUUUUGGCCACAGAAGACCCAUCUUCAUUGAGUUAGAAAUUGACACGUUGGUAACUGGCAUCAAAGCCAAUCACGACGUGGUGAUUCGACAGAUAUGUAGUUUAUUUUAACUCAUUGUGCUUAUUAUAUUGUUACAACGGUGAACUGUUUAUUCAUGGCAAGUAAUCCCUUGGAUCACUUUAUUAACCAGGUCAGUUUUUGACAUGGUGUAUUUUCGUUUAGGUCUGUUCCGAGAAUUUUUAAGAAAAUUAUUUCGCCAGAUUAUAAAGGUAUUGUACAUUAUUUCAGGACGCUAUUUCAGUUGUAUUGUUUCCACAUAUUUUUGCGUUUGCCUGUCGAAGAGUAUUUAUUGCUGAAAAAGCAAUUUAGUCGGAGCAUAAAUUGUUUUAUUCCUUGUACUGCAGGGAAGAACGUCUUCGGAGUACCAUUUUCAGUCAAUGUUCAGCGGACUGGUCAUUCAUUACCCAAAACCAUACUCAGCGCAAUCAGUCACUUACGUCAAUCUGGUAUGUCUUCUUUUCUAAUUAAUAACUCUUCAGUAAGAUAAUCGACAUAAAAUUUUAGUGGUUAUAUAGAGCGCAUUCCUUUCACAUCUUGGAACUGGGCUUGAUGCUUUUAGUUGAGUGAACUGUAUAGCAAACACUGGAGGUUUUCUUUGGGUGUUCCGGUUUCUUUUGUUGUCACGCUAAGCCAUUAAGGAAUGGCUCAUUCCUGAGCCAUUAAGGAAUGGCUCAUUCCAGAAGAGCAUUCUGGUCUAACUGCGCACAAGUCAAUAGUCACUGUUAUUAUCCACUCUAAAUAAAGUGACUUUAGUUUUGCAUCAAUCAAACUAUCACAGCUAUAGAUCACAUAUCAUUAUACAUGUAAGUUUGUGCUUGCCGUACUGAUGUUAUCUCAUUAUAUAUUUCUUUUUUAUCAGCACUCCAGUCAGUUGGGUUAUUCCGAAGGUCUGGUGGUAAACAACGAAUUCAUCAACUGAAAAUUUUAAUGGAAGAAAAUCCUGGUAUGAUUAAAACACAAAUUAAGGCUUGUGUUCCAGGGGCGGAUCUAGGGGUCGUCAAACCAGUCACGCGACUAACAUAAAAAUUGCAAACUUAAUUAAAGUCUUAAAUAUUCGACCAAUAGUCCAGUUAUUUUUUAUCAUGCAGCGACACCUUAUAAUAGUCCAGUAUCCAUUAUCAUACAGCGCUAGCAAUUAACAUUCUAAUCGAACUGUAGUCCAGUGAUCAAAUUUCAUACAGUGGCUGAGCCGACGAGCUUAGUCAAGUCAAUGAGCAGCUGACAUACGCAAAGUCGGUCAGUCAAAAAGUCAAAAUCCAGUGUUUUGAUUGGUCUAGACGCUUAUUGCCAUGGAAACAAGCAUUUUUUCGCGAUUUUGACUGAUCUGUGGGGGAGUUCUGACCGAUUUACAAAAGUCAGGGGCGCUCCAUUAGUCGGAAUAUCAAUAAUAUUUGACGCGUGGUAAAGGCUUUCCGAGCGCGCGCUCAUUCGAAGUGUCAUGUUGUAGCUUUGUCGAAAGAUUCAAUUUAAAGAUAUCUACGGAAAAUUCGGAAAUGUCUGCUGCUUCAGACUCCAGUCCUUGUAGUAUUUACGAAACGGCUCAAUCCGCAUUUGCGGUGAAUGAUUGAACUGUUUUACAAGACUGUUGCGCUGAUCUUGGGAGGAAAAUCAACGCUAAAUAUCGGAGAGUUCCAUUCAGUGGGCAGUCGCUAAGCGGCGUAAUGCACAUAUCAACGGCCUGCCCGGGGGGUACACCCCCGGGACAACCGGGGGGAAACGAGGGGGAAUUUGGUAUUUUAGCCGUGUAUUCUGCCCGUGAACCCCGGGGAAAUUACAAACUUCGCAAUAAUAGGACGACAGGGGGAGGGGAAGUAGGGGACUUUGACAUGACAAUUUGAAUUUUAUAAAUGAAGUGAACAAUUGGUGCAAACUCAAAAUCGCAGGCUCACGAAGAAAAAUAUCGAUCGCCAACUUAUUAUUUAUGAUAUUUUGUAGUGGUCUUGCUAAAAUUUGAAUAAAUAAAUACAGAAUACAUGAGUGCCAUUGUGAUACCCCAGUUUGUAUGAUAAUUUCAGGGUGUUAGCCAGAAAAAACCGUUUUGUCCGUUCAACGUAAAUUGGGAAAUUUUUUUUUGACCGAUCAAAGUCCUUGUGUAGGAAUAAAUAGUGUUUUUUCCAACGUGUUUCUUCUUAGAUGCAAACAACAGUGGCUUGGUUUUUUCUAUUUCAUUUCCGGUGAAUGAACACGGAUGCACACCGAUGCAGGCACUUUGUUUUGUACAUUUGAUUUCAGUGAAUACACACCCAAUAUGAAUGAAACGUGAUACAUUUUGAGAAAAUAGUUAAUGGAAAAAGUAAAUAAAACGUUCUUUGAUAUAAUAAUAUAAAAUCAAAUGCAAUGCACUUUCUCAUCAGAAAAAAUGAAAAUCUUCCAGUAGACCCAGUUGGGAAAGUCCCUUAACUACUUCAAUUGGGAAGAGUCCGUCAAACGGACGGACAGUAUAUGGGCUAGCUAACACCCUGAAUUUUUAAUUGUUUGUAUGCUAUUUAUAAUAUGAACUACUUUAUUCUAAGCCCCAGGGGGGAGGGCAGUUUGACUUACACAUUUCCCGGGGGAGGGAGGGGGAAUUAAUGCAUUAGAAUCAUGUUUUUUCAAAGUCCCGGGGUGUCCCGGGGGUGUACCCCCAGGGCAGGCCGUUGAUAUGUGCAUAAGCGCCACGAAUAGCUGAACUACAGUUCGAUUGUUUGAGUAGAAGUAUUGGCGCGGAGAUCUUUAUUCUGAAGUGCAAUAAGGUAAACUUAAUGUGAUAUGUAAAUUUCAUUUCGUUUUAGACAGCAUAACAAUAUCUAUAAGCGAUGUGCUCCAUGCAUAUGUAAAAUUGUAACUUGAAUACGCGUAUCUUGAUUUAGCUAUGAAUUUUGAUUUACACAACAAAUUUGCAUAUUAGUAAUUCUGCGGUUGAAGGUCCGUCAGAACUCAGAAGGCUGUUAAUAUGGAGGAUAACCUAUAUAAAUGCAUUAAUGCAGUGUACAUAGGAUAUAAAGGUCAGGUUUUAUAGGUGAAUGUUAAGACUUUAUUUAUGUUUAUUUGAGUAAUAUAACACUGUAGUGAUUACUAAGUGAUCAAUGACUCAACAAGGCUAUAUAUAUAUUAGGCAACAAAAAUGAGUGUAGUACUAUCAUGAGCUAGUUAAACAUAAUAAUAGCAACCCGUAAUUUGGUAAAAUGAAACAUCUUCCACAAUUAUCACAUUUCUGCAAGUACUUCUCCUUUACUUUUCCCUAAGGAGCGAGUUGUGAGAGUCAGUCAGACUGAUAGUUGCUAUAAUUAUCUCCCAUUUCAUGAAGUUAAUUUUUUGUUGAAGCUGCUUUCAGAGUGAUGCAAAUUGCGUUUCGGAGGUUUAAAAAUAUAAAAAUUCCUGGGGAACAGACCCCCCUAGGUGCUUCGCGCAUUCGCCACCCACAAACUAGAUUGUACAUCCGAAAACUUUGACUAACGUACGAAAAAUCCUGGAUCCGCCCCUGUUGUGUUCUGCUAUAUAUUAGCUAUACUUAAUAUAAGUUUUGUUUUGUAGAAUCACCAACGUAUAUUUAUUAUUGCAAAGGUUUCGAUCCUCCCGGAUCUUCGAAGAUUAGUGCAUGCUAACAAUGUAGCCUAUGGAUCUUCACUGAUGAAUAUAUGGAUCAUAUAUAUGGAUCGCAAUAAUAAGUAGAUACGUGGUGUUUCCACAAACGAAAACUUAUAUUAUAUUAUAUUAUAUUAUAUUAUAUUAUAUUAUAUUAUAUUAUAUUAUAUUAUAUUAUAUUAUAUUAUAUUAUAUUAUAUUAUAUUAUAUUAUAUUAUCGCCAUGCAAAACUACAAAAAACUUGCGAUGCAAAUUUUAUAUUCUAUUCUUUUGAUCUCGUCACUUCUAGAAAUGGACGACUUUCAAGAUUGGGCUACUUUUGAUAUUGCUGAUGUGUUGAAGAUUUACUUCCGAGAGUUGCCCGAACCUCUAUUAACCGUUAAAUUGGCAGAUACGUUUUUAUCCAUUCAUCAACGUAAGUUCAAGUUCAGUCAUAAGUUAACAAUAGUAUAUAGUAACAGGAGGGCUAAGAAUAGUAUGUAAGGAUAAUUCAUUGUAUUUCCUAUUCACAGAUGUUCCGAAAGAACUAAGACUUGGAGCAAUGCAGGCUGUCGUUCUUCUCAUGCCUGACGAGAACAGGGAGGCACUACAAACUUUAUUACUGUUUCUACACGACGUUGCUCAAAAGUCUAGUGUCAACCAGGUAAAUCUUAUUCGGAAAAUUCUCUGAAAAUUUAAUGAUUUUGACAUCGUUAAUAUUUUCCAUAUGAUGUCAUGUACACACUUAAUUAUUAAUCAAGAUUGUUCACAGUGUGCUGACGCGAUCAUUAAAAUGAAAAAUGAAUCGUAAAUUAUGAUCAUGCAGCAACUAAACCAAAACACAUGGUGGGAUGUCUUGUUUACAUGCACUAUAGAGCGUUUGCACAUGACGUCACAGUCGCCAUGUUGGUGUUCCAAUUCAAAAGAAUUUUAAUUAGACUCUUUUGUCUGGAACACCAACCUGACCGCCAUGGCUUUUGUUGAGUUGAUCGCUGAGGGAAUGAGUGUAAACGCUCAAAACUGUUUAAAAUGUACACAUGGGUUUCACGUUUUAGAAAAAUUUUACAGUGAUUGUUUGGUGACUGAGAGUGGCUCUAAAUCUAGUUGUCACUGAGAAACACAGUCGAAGCAAAGCAGUAAAAAUCUUACUUGUCUGUAAUACAGUAGCGGAAUUCAAACGGGAUGAUCCAAUGAUUUAGUAGUGACCAAGAAAAAAUUUAUAUAUAAAAAUACUAGAAAUACAUGCAUGCAACAACCCCUCGCCUAUAUUUUCCAAACAUUGUUUCAACAUGAAGUAUUCGUAAUUACGCCAACACUGAACGCAGGCUCGUGUUGCUCACGUCAUGUUAGUCAUGGCAACACGAUAAUUUUUUUUUUAAUUUUUGUACAAACCUGCCAAAAAUAUAUGAAAUUUGAACACUUUUAAAUACAGAACUAUCAAUUUCUAAAAUAUUUAAUGUAGGUCUAUUAUUGUGGUUUCUAUGGGCUUUAUUUUAAUGUAAAAUUCAAAACGAAACUCUACGUAAAACGUUUUUAAAUGUGAAUUGAAAUUAACUGCUUUUUGCCGAUAUUUAUACACUUCUCAACUCGAGCUUCAACUUAUCACUCGCACUUCGAAAUGAAACAAAUUUAAUUCGUACAGGACGCUAAUGAAAAUAAUUUGCUUUCCUUUUUAUCAUGAACUUCUACAAAACUAACAAAAGUUAAUCAGUUAACUAAGAAACUUUCGCAAACAGUGCAUAGGAUCAAGACUUGAACAUCAAGAACAAGUCUAUAUUAUUAUAAAAUACAAAAAAGUCGUACAUAAACAAUUGAAACAAACUUGCCCUAUACUUUAGGAUUUCUCAUACACUAUCAAUUCUUAUAAAUGUUUACGUUUAAAAAUUGCAAAAAAGUUGUACAAUUUGUUAUGUGAAACGAUUUUCCAAGCUUCUGACAUGUAUUUUUUAUAUUUUUUGCCUUCUUCACUCCUGGCAAACAGCCAUAGUUUGAGAUCAGUGAUGAUCACCCACUCAACACCGUUGGUCACGCCCGCGAUCAUUGAUGAACUUUAGACUUCGCCACUGGACUUCGCUAAUGCUCUCGUUUCCCCGGGUGUAAAUAGCCGGGCGGAAUUAGUACCCUUUCCCCGGGCUCACGCCCGGAACGGAGCUCCGCGCCGUUGGCUCGGGGACAAGUAUAAAAUCUUUAAAUUCCGUUUGUCAUGUUUUUGGUUAUUUCUCAACAGUGCUGAAAAGAAUAUUAUAUGUCUGUUUCAGAUGACUGCAAGCAACUUAGCUGUUUGCUUCGUUCCUGCCUUUUUUCAUUUGUGUGGGGCGUCUGAUGAUGUUAUUGGUCAUCCAAAAAGAGUGAAAAGACCUGCGAUGAAUAAAGCAGCCAAAGAACUAACAAGUGGACUGGUAAGUCUGACAUAUGUUUUCCCAUGCGUUUCUAUAAAUAUCCCAAAUUGAAAAUUGAUAAAUGUGCAGUUCCCAAGUUGAUUAAUAUGCCAUCUUUCGUUUACUGAAAUUGUAAAAUUGUUUCGUCAUCUAUUUUUUUUCACAGGAUGCCCAAGAAUGUAUCACUCAGAUGAUUACAGAUGUGAGAAAGUUGUUUGCUGUAAGUAGAUAAUAAAAUAAGAGAGAGAGAGCUUUAGUUAUAGAGUUUUUGAAAUACUUUCAAGAGAAACCCUAUUGCUAUGUGCUAAAUAAUUAUUUACGAGCAAAUUAGCUUUUAACCUGAAAUCUGCUUCGUCAAAUAUAUCCUUGAUGUAGUCCUAAGAAUGAAGUUUUACAAAUUUCGGUUAAAUUCUAUCAAGUUCUCAUUUUUUUGGAUUUAAACGCCUCCAAUUCCACAAUAUCGGAAGGAAGAAAUUUGGGUGAGGAAUAUAGGGAUAAUGAAACUUCAUUUCUGCUAAACACAUGGAUAUAUAUAUACGUAUGUUUAGCUUUCAACAAAAAAGUCUGCCCAAAUUUAAUAUAAAUGUUUCUCCUUAGAUUCCACAAGAUACAAUGAUGAAAAGUAAAUUUUCAUACAUCGAGCAAGGAGAACCUGUAACACUCGAGGAACUGGGGAAAGUCGAUGGAUGUUCCAAUGAAGAUUAUCAUAGUUACCUCGAAACUUGCAUAGCUUCAAUACUAAAGGUAAACAAAAAGGAUAUACAUGACUUUUUAUAGAUACCCAUGAUGUUACAGUAGAUGUUUUUUGGGAUCGAUGCUUCAGGGGCAACCUCUAAAAUUUCACUAUUCUUUAUUGCGAAUCAAACUAAAUGGGUACAAUUAUAGCGAAUGCGAUCGUUUUAUAUUACCCCACAGAGGAUCAUUGUGCAUGCAUUAAAAUUAAUUAGCCUUUCUCACGGCCGAUUUUUUCGCCAUUUUGGGGGUACUGCUUCUCCCACGUUUGAGAGUCUCGGCAUCACCAAAUGCGACGUUUUAGUAUUAUAGUUGUUUGUAUAAUGGUAAAUUUACAGUUACAACUUUUAAAAGUCGCUUUUCGCUUGUUUGAGUUGUCUAGAAUCUUUCACGAGGGCAUGCAGACAAUACCCCAAAAUGGCGUAUUUUGGCUUUCGUGAGAAAGGCUAAUUAUACGAUAAUUUUUUUAUAACUGGAUAAUUUUUAAAGCAAAUUUCUACAAAUUUGCUUUAAAAAUUUUUAUUUGGGGGCCCACUUAAACUGGGGCCCCAAGGUAAAUUGCCUCUUUUCCCCUCUCUUCUGGACGCCCUAGAUAAAUACCGACGUAUUUUAAGAGGCAACACCUGUUUCCAUCUCCACCUGCUGCUGAUAAUAUGGUACACUCGAUAUUCCUUUCCCAUGCAGUUACACGUAACUAUUGUGUAAUCAGUGGUGUCUUAGUAACGAAGUAAAUGUACUUCGUUACUGUACUUGAGUACUAUUUUUGAGAAGUAAUCUAACAAAGUAAACUUUUUCGGGAGUACUUGUACUUGGAACGAAGUCGAUUUAAGAAGUAACGUUUUACUUCGUUAUUUUCAUCAUAUGGCGAAGUGUUUCGUUACUUUCUCACACUUGUUUAAUUUUACGUGAUUUAUUCCUGAUUUAUUUUAAUUUUGGGAUAGGUAAUAGGACCUCUAUAUGUGUCUGGAAUCCCUCGUUUGUGGCUUACUUAACUUCAACGUGGUCUGGAAAGUAGAUCAUGCUGUGAAAUAUUUAACAAAUAUAAAACAUUUUCCGUGUUGAUAUACAGUUAUAUCAACACGAGUGGAAAUUGGGAAAACGAGAAUUGUGUGGAAACACGACGCCCGAAGGGCGGAAUGUUUUCACACAAUUUCGAGUUUUCCCAAUUUCCACGAGUGUUGAUAUAACUAUAUAUCAAUACGGAAAAAAAAGUUUUAUAUUUGUUUUAUAAUAUAGCACAAAGAAAUAUAAAGAAAGAAAUUUUCCGACUUUUCCGUGUUGACAUUGAGUUAUAUCUACACGGCUCUUAGCCAAUCAGCGUUCAGAAUUUACAAAUGCUAUAUUAUAAUGUAUAUUAUGGUGCACACAUAUGCGUGUGCUGUUUUGUGUCUUUUAAUAAUUUUGCAAUCCUUUGUACUUCAAGUAUUUUUUAAGGAUACUUUGUACUUUUUACUUAAUUUGCCUCCAGUACCUUUUACUCUUGCUUUUACUCUUACUCUUACUCUUACUCUUACUCAAGUCGUUUUGUUGUUAAUUACGUCUACUUUUACUCGAGUACAAAUUCAAAGUAAUUUAGGCACCACUGUGUGUAAUAUCUUUCGAACACAUUAAUUUAUCGAACAAGCUUCUCUUAAAUCAACAUCUUAAUUUUCUGUUUCAUUUCUAAACAAAACACCAAUAUUCUUGUAGGAAUCACGACUAAAGUUUAAGAGUUGGUUAUCAUACACAUGGCCUGAAGCAAUGACUUCAAUUGAAAUAUCGUAUAAGAAAGUACGAGAUGGUUAUCCAUUGAGAUUAUGGAAAGCGACGACAGAGAUUGACGCUGAACCUGACGCGGUCAUGAGACGAAUUGUUUAUGAACGGUAUGUGAAGGAACGAACGCAUUCCGCCGGCGUUCUAUGUUCGCAUGCAUGGGUGUAUUUAGCAUGCUAUCGAGUGCAAUUUGCACUAGAUAGCAUGCUAAAACAGUAAAAGAGUUAGAAUUAUGAAAACAAUCUGAUCAUCAAUAUGUAAAAUAAUAUCUGAGUAAAAUUCUAAGGUGAAGGCGUUUUCUUCCAUUAAAGAAAAAACGAUUAUGUACAAAUUUAAAAGCUUCAAAAAUUUUUAAAUUAAGAAUUGAAUUGAGAUAUGUCUUAUGUAAAUUCACUAAACCAGUAAACAGAGAAUUUACUUACUUUUGGCGCUGCGGUACCUAUCAAAUUUUCGAAAAGAGAAGCAGAUGCAUACAUCAUAUUAAAAUAAAAUUAAUGUCUCAAUAUUAUUGCUCUGGUAUUAUGUAGGCAACAGUGGGAUGAAGAAUUGAUAUCUGAAAAGGUUGUCCAGGAGCUGACGGAAAACACGCAAGUCUAUAAAUACAUCACACGAACGUCUUUACUGCAUCCACCGCGAGAUCAUGUCGUACUAAGGUAAAAUUUCUUUCCUUCCUGGGAGAGCCUAUCUGUGGUUGCACUGUUUACAACUGCUCCCGCUUUAUAGUUGACAACAGUUUUCUACUCGAAUAAACAUAUAUUUAAGUAUGCAUGAAAUAAUAUACAUAAAAACAAAUAGCGAAUGUUCAUUCUCAGAUGUAAAUGACGGUAGGACCUGGACUUUCCAGUAUAAAACGACUGUGCUGCUUACUGUGGCAACACCAAAAAAUGUUUCUCAGAAUAUGAAAUAUUAAAUGCUUGACACAAAAUCUCGUGAAUUUUAUACUGCAUUAUUUGGAACAUUUUUGUCUUAAACUGUUUCGAAAAGCAUUAGCCAAUUCUUAAGUUAGUUGUAAAACAAUCAAUUAGCACCACCAUUAGCUAAUUCAUCCCACUGUUUUGGCAGUUUCAGCAAGAAAAAAUUAAUGAUAAUGAUGUCACAUGGCAUUCUAUAAGUUUUCUUUAUUAAAUUGCAAAACAUUUAAGAAAUAAGUUGAUUACUUAAAAAUGAUCAUAACGCUUAAAAAUCAUACACGUGAUAAACUCCAUCAAAAUUUGGCACCUGAAAGACUGGCCUGACACGAGUUUCUGGUUUGAUACUAUCACCAAAUAAUCAAAUUUGCGGCCAGACGUUAUUACUAUGGCAACGCCAAAAGCAAUAAUUUGUGGGAACGGAUUCCUAGUGAUGAAUGAUCUAGUGUGAUUUUGUCAAUACCUUUCUAAAACAAUUUUCAUCUUCUUAUCGUGUGUGUGGCCAUUUUAAAUUGUUUUUAAUGCAAUAACUCAAAAGUUUAAAAAAUUCUGUACGACAGUGAAGGCAGCAUAUUACCAUGGACAAUAAAAUAAAUGGAUAGGAAACUAGCUGAGGUGACCUAAUGUUUUCAAUGGGCUGAUGGCGUGGUUGGAUGUUGAAACCUAGUUGCAAACCAAACAUUUUAGUCACCAGCUAAACAUUUUAGUCAAAGAGCAAAUAAAUAUAACUGCGCCAUUCUACGAUGAAAUCUCGUAAGUAUUCCCAGUCAAUUUUAGCAAAUAUUUCAAGCACUAAAAAGUGAAAAAUGCAUCGCAAAUUUCGUUAAAAUUGGCGACGCCAAUUUCGUAGCUACAAAUGUAAAAAAAUACAAAACAAAGACGAAAAACAUUUACCUUGAAUACUUUGUCGUGGCUUAGGCAUGUUUUUAAAACAAUUAGACCAGUUUAUGCUUCAAUAUUACUCUUUUAAAGCGGAAAAUAUAGCGAAACAACAAAAAUGCUGAGAACUUUGGCAAUACGCGUAACGUCACAGAUUGCAACAAGGUUUAGACUGUGACGUCAGGAAGUUUCCUAUCCAGUUAUUUUACAAUCCAUGAUAUUACUAGGCGUAUGGGGCCAAAUUAAAGAAGGAAGUUACCACUCGCUUGUCUAAAAAUGGCUGAAACCGUGAUGGUCUGGCAUAACCUUUCAAUUUCGUGAGGCAAGAAAGUACCCCAGACCUUCAACUUUCCUUCUCCACAUUUAAAAAUGAGAUUAUCAGCAAUGUCAAGGUUAUGCCGAAGGUCAAGGCUAAAAACUAAAAUUUUAUAACCAAUGGCAAUGAAUGGCAAUAUUGGCAUAUUAACACACAAUUUGCUAAACGUACAUAUAUAAUGACUUACAUGCAGACUUUAAUAUCAUUACCGCGCAAUUGUAAUUACAGUACGAUGUUCAAUUAUGGCUAUAUUUGGUUUUUGUCAGCUUGUAUUAUCAGGCAAAGUUUAAAAAACACCCCCGCAGUUGUCCCUUAUUUAGAACAUUUCGAAAUAUGUCUUCCAUAUAUGUAUGCUGCCUUGGUAGCCCAGUUAAUACAUAUAACGCAAUACCAAAACAAGAGAAGAGAUGUCACUCAACCCUGAAUUGGUAACGUGUAGCAAAACCUCUCAAUUUGGUCGGGGAGAAAAGUACCCCAAACUCCAACUUUCGUUCUCCACAAACGCGAUUACCUGCAAGCAAUAUCAAGGUUAUUAUGAAGGUCAAUGAAAAAAAUUAUAACCAAUGCAUGCACAUGCAACGAAUUAAUUGGACAAUAGCAAUACUACUACACACUUUUCUUAAACGUCCGCGCAUUAAUGAUUAAUUAAAUAUAAUUACUUAAUUGCAUGUAUACCAUCGUAAUUACAGUAGCAAUGUUUAUUUAUCACUGUAUAGUUGACACAGUUAAUAUUGUCAUGCAAAGUGAAAUAAUUUUACUGUUAACAACCAACGUGCCUAACAACUUUGUUUUGACAUUUAUGUGAAACUAUUAAAAUUAUUCUUUGUAACUCUCGAAAAAGCUGAUUUGCUUUGGUAUAUUUUUACUUUUGAAUAUGAUGAAUAAAAUUCCAUCCGACUUAAGAGACAUGCUGCCUCUUCCACGCGGGGAUGCCAGGGUUAAAAAUAACCUUCAGUGCAGAGGAAGGAGAAAAGACACCUGUCUUUCAUGAAUUCAAAAACACUUGUAUAGCCACUGAAGUUUCAUGUGAUCUGGACAAAUUUUGAGUUCCUUCCUUGGCAAAUUAUCGAUGACCUAGUGUCCCAUUCCAAGUUAGAGGGCCAUAACUGUCGUCGUUGCCCAACAAACACGCAUGUAUAGUUUCAAUGCAGUAGUCUAACACGACAAUCCACAGGUUUAUCUAGUAUGGUUUUUAGUGUCUUUUUAUACACUAGAUAAUUUUAUUAUGUUUCUUUAUUUUCUAGAACUUGGCGAUCAAAUAUCGACAAUGGUAAAUGUGUUAUCGUCACUACAUCAAUUGCUCAUGCUGAACCAGCAAGUUCUGAAAAUGUUCGUGCUACUGUCCUCGCGUCGAGGUACCUGAUAGAGCCCAUUGAAUAUGGACGAUCACGUCUUACUCACAUACACAGGGUUGAUCUCAGGUUAGUAAACACUUCUCAUAUUUAACUCUUCCAUAAAGACAUGCCAAGCUUUUUGCAUCGAAGAGAUCGACUUAAUAGCAAUAUGAUGAGAUCAUUAAAUCAACCUAGCUUUCUGGGCAAACCCAGUUAAAUUGAGCAAAUCUCGGGGAGGACUAUAGCCAUAGGAACAUUUUGGGUGAAUUUAUUGUAAGAUUUCAGGUUUUCCAUUACAAUCAUUGAUAAAACUUCGGGCAAACGUUUUUAACCAUCAUGAAAAGAUUUGCACAGUGUACGUAUGCAUGCGCAGAUGUAUCUUAUAAAUUGACAGUUUUAAAACAGUCAUGCGCAGUAGGAUUUAAUAUGAUUUGUCAAAAAAAACAAAAAAAAACGAUGCUGCGUUUCAUUAAACAAUGUCUUUCCAAAAUCCAACCUUUUUCUUCAAACCCUGUAGGCCUAAUUAUUACAGCUGUCCAUUUGCGAUAUAUGUUGACAUGUGCCUAACAGAUGUCAGAUAUUGACUAGUUUCAUUUGAACAUAUUUUAUAUAGCACACCCUGUAUUCUUUGUUCAACCUAGUCAUAUAAGAUAGAAGAAUAUCGAUCAAUAAGUAUAGAUAUAUUAUGUGCACUAUUAAUUAAUCCAUUAUGAAAUUUUUGGCAAGAUCAUAGAAGUCUGUGUGUCAUUGAGAUCUUGCUAUCUAAUGGCCUGAUGUCGAUCUAAGAUCCGGCUAUCGAAGUAUUCGAAGAAGGAUUGUAUUCCUAUUGUUUCUGCUUUGCCUCUCAGACAUAUCCGAGAUUUCGUAGACGUCUACCUCUGGUAUUCACUGCUGGAAAUGAUUCAGUUAUCUAUACUGUGAGAUUGUUGAGUGAUAUUCAGUUACGGUCAAUUACCUGAAGUAGCAGAUCUUGCCCUUGAGUCCUUGACUCGUAUGGUCAAAGGUUCCCAGUAAUUGGACAGAUUGUAUUUUCUGAUAUGUUAUAUAAAAAGGCUGUCUUGUAAUUGGCUCAAUUCAACAUCUAAUUUAUAAUGCACUCUUAAAAAAAGUCUACAUAUUUUGUUAUUUUGAGCAAAUUAAGUUUCAUAAUACGUGACAGUGCUAAUAUUAAAUUAGCUGGCUACCCUAUAAAGUAUAAUAUGGCUACACUAUAAAGUAUAAUAAUUUCAACAACAGUUCACAAUUUACCUGUCUUUGUUCAAUUUUUGCAAUAGAAAACAGCAGGGAUCGAUAACUUAACUUUUUAACUGCAUUCGCAUAUGCUCACGUUUCAUUUCGCGUGGAAACUUAUCGUCGGAGAGAGAGUAAAACCCUGGCUUGGCAAGGUUUUCGGCGUUCAGGCGAUCUCGCCUCAUUUGCCAGUCAUAAAAUCGGAUAAAAGAGCUACACACGUAAAUUCCCCAAGACUACAAUACACAUUACUCAUAAGCGAUCGUGACAAUAAUUGUCAUUUCUUUCUAGUAUACGGAACACAAAGAUUGCUCGAUAAUAACAAUGAAAAUUAGAAUGAUAUAGAUAUGUCUUGAAAAUUGUAUUGCUGUAACCAAGGCCGCCGAGAUGUAACCAUGUACAAAAAUCCGGCACACUGUUGCAGAAAUAUCUGGAAAAUUUCUGAAAAAUUAUACAAAUUUCGUAUUCACGUAUAAGCGUGGUUCACACAAGUGAAAUAGGUAGAAGCAUAAGAAACGACGUACAAAAGGAAAAAAAAUAAUUAUGCAGUGAAGUAUGCUACAUACACUACAGCAAGCUUUGACGUAAGCUCAAGCUUAAAGCACAACUAAAACGCUAAGUAUAAGCUAAGGGAAACAAAAGACAGUUAGAAAGAAAAUUCUUUCCGUUUUGUCUUUGCAAAUCCCAAGGUAAAAUUUUCUUUUGUAUUCCUGCUUAUAUGAGUUAUGCUUGUCUCACUCGUGUGACCUAGGCUAGGUUGCAGUAAACUGGCCUGUGAUUAGAUCACUCCACAACCGCAUAAUUUUCAGCAUAUGUGACAUUUGAAAGUGUGCCGGAAAGAUUGAAUAUCUUAUAGACCCAAUGUCUCCAAUAUGAGUAUCAUAUCUUGAUUUAAUCGUCAGAUUUUGUUCUUGAAAUUUUACUAGUGUUAACGUAACAAGUCAUAGAACUUUAUGGGAACCACUGAGCAGGGGCGUAGGAAGCAUCAAAAGAUUGGGGGGGGGACACUGGCUUCCAGGGGCACUUUUGGAUAUUGAAAAGGGCACCAAAAAAUUUUUUUCCCGGAAAUGUUGGGUGAAGGAAGAAAUAUUUUCUUGCCAUACUAUACCAAAAUUGCACGUCUUUGACGAAAUUUUUUCGACGAAAUCGAAAUUUCCAAACAAAAAAAGGCGCCUUUGAUGUUAAUUUAGUUUUUACAGUGCCAUUAGCUUGUAUAAAAGGGCACUUUUCAUCACAAAAAAAGGGCACUUUUGGUCCUUUGAAAAAAUUGGGUGGGGGGCCACGUGCCCCUUGUGCCCCCCCCCCUCUCCACGGUUCCUACGCCCCUGUAUUUUAAUGAAAUACAAAACAACUCCAAAAAUGAACAUUUUAAACUUUCGACCACGUUUUGGCCAUCGUCAGCUGAUCAGGAAUAAAAAAAUGCAAAUCUAAAAGAAUCUAAAACGUAUGGUCGAAACUAGAGCUACAAAUGUUAAAAUGUUACCAUUAUUUUGUAUUUCAUAGAACUUUAUCAUUUUAUCUUUUGUAUCAUAUUGACAUAGAAGUCUUAAAAUAAUAGUAUACCAUGGCGGUAUGCAUGUGCAUCUGUACGGUAAUUUUAGAGCCGUAUUACAAUGACUGUAGUUAUUCAUUAGUAAUGCAAAUACCCGAAAAUAUUUAAAAUAAGGCGAAAUAUUAUAUAGGAUAUGUUAACUAUUAAAAAAACCAAGCAUAUGUGCAUGUGCCGUGUGCGACUGCAUGAUGAAGUAAGAAAUGUACUAACUUGCUAACUCAGGGCCAAGCGGCGAAAAAUAUAGCACAUUAUUUCAUUAAUUCACUUAUUUCUAACAAUGUUUUAGAUAUUAUUCAGCUAUGGAUCUAAUUGAUUAACCCUAUACGCCUGUUAUUAUAGUCAAUACACCACAUAUUUUGUGCAUCUUUGUUCAUUCUGUCCCUAAAUUAACAUGACAGUGGUAAUUAGGCAAAUGAGGUAUCCAAUAAUGUGAAAUUGGGUAGCAUGGAUUAUAUAUAGGUCAAGGAGUUGAUACUGAAAAUUGUGUAAUUCUUUAAUGGUUAAUCCAACUGCAUAUUUCGUUGCAGGGGACGCACACCAGACUGGUACCAUGCUGCUAUGCCUCCAAUUCUUUCAAGCUCCAUUCAAAGAAUAACGAACUCGUUUUUAGACGAUGGUGACAACCAGGAGACAAACGUUUGAGAAUGGAAAUAUGAGUAUGAAACAUUAUUGUGGUAUGUUUUACAGAGGUAGCGCUCCGUCCAGGCGAGAGAUCAGAUGUUCAUACGGGGAGGAACUUGCGGUACAUGAAUUCAAGCAAAGAAUUUGUAUUGUAAUCCAGUCUUACACAAGGCGUGUCGCUAGGUGAAGAACAAUAGCCAACAGGUUGACCGGACCCUUAUGAAAACCAAUGUUGAAAUAUUCGUAUCAAUUGCUUUAAUACAAAUUGCAAAGUUAUCACGGGUACGCAAAUGUCUGCAAAUUAUUUUUGAUGUGGACUUAGUUUAUUUUAGUAGUUUAUUUCAUCGGAAGUGGAAGAAAAGGUUUUGCCAGAUUUUUGCCAAUUGAAGAAAAUUGUUAAGAGUCAGUAGUUUAAGUUUGUUUCAGUAACUGCAUGGUUCAAUUUUACUACCUACAGGAAGAAACCGGACUAUUGGGAAAAACUCGGACGCUCUGUGCCAGCGACAAUAACACCAAAAAGCUGCGGAUUGAGAGAGAUUCGACAUCGGAAAAUACAAGCAAAACUUCGACGUUUCGAACGAAGGCCCUUCGGAACUUCCCGACGACGUUUUGCUUGUAUUUUUCAGGUAGUUGAAUAUACCUCUCUAUCCGCAUCUUGUUGGUGUUACCGGGAAAAAGGCUGUUGUGUCUGGUAGAGUCAACUGGAAGUAUACUCUUCCUACAUAUGAUUAGGACAAAAAUUGGUCUGAUUAUUGCAUAUUGCAAAAAAAACACAUUUGCAAGAAUCGAAUAUUAGCGGCUUGCAUGCAGUAAACUCAACAUUCCAGCUAUUUAACCAAGACAACAAAAUUUGACCUUAUUCCAAAGUCGUUGUCAACUCAAUAUUACCUUGAAUUUUGUAAUUGUCUUUGUUUAAAAAUUCGAAAUUUGAGUUUACAAGAUGCUAAUAUUCGGAAUGUGUUUCAUCUUAAAUUUGGUAAAGGAUUUUGAAGAAUCGAAGCCCGGGGGCAAAGGCAUGGCAGGCACGCCCUUUGCCUCUGGCAUACUUUUCCUUUAUACCAUACAGAAGAAAUUAUUUUCUGUUAAUAUAUUCAAAACGACACCCAUAGCAAAUCUUACAACUUUUCUAAGCAUUAUUUAUUCAAUUUCCUCUACCUAUGUACAAGCACGUCAGAAUUUCAUCUUACUGUGCAACCAUACAUUUUUACUCGCCAGCCAAUCCCCUACAGCUGCAAUUUAUUAAUUAUGAAUAAUAUUCUAUUAAAGUGGAAGUUUUAAGUCAGACUCUCAAAUCAGUUUUCAAAAUAGAAUUCCUCCCUCCAAUCAUGCGCUUUUGGUCGCAUUGAAAUCUGCAAUAAUCAGUGUUGUGCUUGUUGUGUUGUGAUUGAACAAGUAAAUAAUUUUCUUAUAAAUGAACAGAGCCUUGUACUGACUUAUACUUCCAUUGAUAUGAACAUUUCUGUAUUAGCCAAUCCGUGAAUAGAAUCCUGAUUCAAAAUGGACCUUUACGCAAUCUUUGCUAAUAUAUACCUACUUUGGGCGUAAUAGUAGUUGAAAUGCUCGGUGCUUGAGUUUAGACACUUAAAUUUCAUAGUCAACACCUUUAUAUAGGCCAAUAUUCGAAAAAUACACGAAAAACUAGGUUCCCAGGUUGUCAGUAUUGAUAGCUAAACACCCACACUCACCCACACACACAUUGAUUAAACAUAUAGUCGAAACAUUGGCAUUUUACUGCCUAAUACAGUCACAACAAAUUAAAACACUGCAGUCUGUUUUGAAACAAAAUACAUAGGGAAUUUUAUCGCCCCAUAUUUACAGCACACAGGUUAUUCUUCACCCAAACUGGUUAAAAGGCAACAUAGUUGUAAGGCGUCUGUUUUUCUACAUGCGAUUAUGUUUGUAUUUAAAUUUAAUACGAACUGCCACUGACUCACUGCAAGAGUUCUCUAAUUAGGUUGUUUAAUUUUGUGACCCCCUUUUAUUCUCUCACGGUGUAUUUAGAGAUAUUUUGAAAAUCGAACGCUUCAAAACGUUCGUCAUUCAUAGUCAAGCGGUGUAAAACACAGGUGAAAGAACAAAAACUGUAGAUAAUGGUUCUUGGAUGGAUAUUUAUAUAAGCGUUGUCCUUGCAUUGUUAUGCGAAAUUUCAGUCGAUGAUUGACAGUGAGAAAAUGAUGCUUUUGUGAUUUUGGACAAUCGAAAAGUAAAGUAAUCUUCUCUGUACGACUGUCUAGGGAUUUUAUUGUAUCUAACAUUGUAAAUGUUUGUGGAGCUUUCACUCUUAUGUUCUUGUGUACUUGGAAACCUUCAAAUUCAAAGAACUGAGGUAAAAUAAGUUAUUUAUUGAGAGAACCAUCUAAAGUUGUGAAAAGGAAUUUCUCCACUGUAUUCUGCGCUCUAAAUUUUAAUGUCUUAGACUCUCAUCCUCGUUUGACCAGAGCUUUAUUUAUAGGCUGUUUAGUUGACUUCGCAUAAAAUAAAUGCCAGCUCAAAUUACAUAAAUAAUUCCACCUGAAAUGAUAAGCAAAGAUUUGCGCAGAUUACACCUAAUAGUUUAUUUUUCAUUUCCACAAAAACAUGAAAGUCAGAGAUGCAGUUCUUUAGGAGGGCCACCUGGUCACCAUAUCAUCAAGCUGUUUUCAUAAGUGUUAUUUUUAUUCUUUAUACACAAUCGCAUUUACUGCUAAUCCUUACUUGCGCGUUAAUUUGGCGAGCUUCCACUUGUCAUGGUUCGUGGUGUUUCGUUGUAAUGCAUGCAAUGCGACAUUUACUUAGGAAAACUUCCUGUACUCUGCGUAAAAUAUAAAAAAGGGCAAUAUCAGUGUCGUUUGAACCACUUUGCAUUCUGUAUUAGAUAGUUUAAAAGCUGCUCGGACAGAGGUGGAAAAUGUAGCGUGGGGCACAAUUGAUGGGGUGUAGAAACAAAAGCCGUCACGCCAGGGCACCGAAUUAUUACGCAUUGACACGAUUACGGCCAGAUAUCAAAUUAGGCUGGUGUGUUCGCUACAAUUCCGCCGAGUGGAGUACUUGAGCGUGGCGAUGAUAUUCAACUGUACUGCGACGUAUUCAAGGAUUGCCAGACAGAAGUUGCAAGUUUGAAAGAAGGUACGUUAAGUAAAAACUACAAGUCAGAAGUGUUGACCGAACAAAAUUUCGAAGAACGAUAGCUAUGCAUGAGACCAUCAUUUUGUGGAGCUGUUCUCCACCGUUCAUUUUUGCUACAUUUCAAAUGCCCGAUUUCCCAGCGACGUUCGUAAACUCUGCGAUCUCGUGCUGCCUGUAUAGCGUGCAAUCGAUUUGACAGGGGUUAUCCCAAAGGUAUGUUUGGGGGCCGUUCUUAUUACCGGUUGCACUACAUAAGCGAGCUUUACUUGUCGACAACCAAAAUAAGUGCCCUAAACAUCUGUCGACUUGGACGUGCUGGUUUUCCCGCCUAAAUCAUGUUUAUCACGAACAGUACGUCGGGAAACGAGCACUGAGGGUUUAUGCGCCUAACGAGCUUGUAAAUUUGUGGGGUCAGAGCGCGAAAUUAAGAAGUACAAACGUAAAGGUAUAUCUAUAUGAGAGCUUCGUCCCCGCAAAGGGCACUUCCUUAUAUGCAAUGCUUAUAUGGGAACCGCGGGUGAAAGGUCAGAGCCGCUGGAAAACCGUCUUAACGUAAGACGGUCACACUUUAUUGUUAAAUCUUCUGAUCUUGACUUUCUGUUCGCACCUUGUCACUAUCAUAUUCAGCUCGCUACUGCAGUGAACUUCUCUCGCUGCGAGGGUUUAAAAAAGCGUAUUCUGAAUUGCUAAACAUGACACGGCAUGCUUCAAAUACCACACAAUCCAACCCGGUUAGAAUUUAUACGCGUGAAACUGUUUUGAAAUGCCGCCAUUUUAAUACAACUGGAUUAACGGAUAUCGAGGGAAAAGGCAAGUGAAGAUCAUGAAGUUCUUUUUGUAGUUUGUCUCUCGCGUGUGUAAUAUUGAUGAUGAGAGGCAUAGUUUUGCUUGGCGGGGGAUCAAGUGCAUAUAGCGCCCUGUCAUCGUUCGUGCAUACAAUAACACGACUUCGUUUCACUGCUAAUUAAUAUGUAAACUUUAUACAGUCAACUUAGUAAAUUAAGAAAACAAUGUUAUUCUUUUUCUGAGGAAAAGUACACUUUUAACGUUUUAUGUUUAUUUUAAAAGUAUUAUCGGUUAAAUCUGGGUUGUUGGCUACAUACGUGUUGGAAUGUUUAUGCAUAUCGAGUCUACAGUACUGACAUCAGUGUACACGAUAAGGGUAAUAAUAGUACCUACUUAUGGUCCACAAACCAUGUGCAACCACGCAUAUAUUGUGAUAAUAUAACAAUGAUGUCUGUGAUGUUACUCUCGAGUGUACACCGUGGCCAGGCAUAUUCAUCAAGCUUGCCCGGUGUGGAUAUACACUGAGAGUAACAUCACAGACAUCAUAUUCACCUGAGUACAUAACACCAACACAGAAAGAAAAAAAAUAUAUAUAUAUAUAUAUAUAAUAUAUAUAACAAUGCUUACAAUGUGGCAAAUGUGUAUAAUUCACCAUCUUGGUAAUUAUCAGGCUCAUCACAAUCAGUGAGCAUGUAUAUAAUCAGUCACGAUUGCGCAACUUUGUCUGAUAAUUAACACUUAAACGGUCUGUGCCAGCAGUGGCAGUGUAGGCAGUGCCAAUAAUAAGAAAACUUCGGAUCGACAUGCAGGGAUACAACUACCUGAAAAAUACAAGGAGAACUUCGACGUUUCGAGCGAAGGUCCUUCGUGAUCCUUCGUCGCUAACUUCCCAACGAAGGGCCUUCGCUCGAAACGUCGAAGUUCUCUUUUUCUUUCAGAAAGCUUUCCUUUUUUUUCAGAUAUAGUUGUAUCCCUAUAUCAAUCCGAAGUUUUCUUAAUUAACCAACACUUACGUUCAUCGAAUGAGCCGAACUACAAAUCACACUCCGUUCCAAACGAGGAUGAGAGUUGAGAAGGGAGAAUUUGCAAUGCAGGACUCUCAUGUCCUGCUCAACUGACGAGAACAAGAGAUGCGUGAGAGAUGAUGAGAUAUUACCGGUCAACCCUAUAUCAACUCGCAUAAACUCUCAUCAAAAUUUGAACAGCUCAAUGUUGAUGAGAGUCGAUGAGAGUUGACCGUGAGCGAGAGUUGCAACUCCUGUCAUCCUCGUUUGACCGAGUUGCUCUGUGUUGCGAAUUUUAAUUAUAAUACUACUGUCGAUGCAGUAUUUCGAAGUGCCUGUCAGCAGCGAUUUACAUGCAGUACACUUUCAGAAAAACGUAUAAUAACAAUAUAUAGUGCAAGUUUCAUUAUUACCUGCUUUGGUCAGUGAUUGUUAUAGUUCAAACAGCUGGCAAACAAUUGGGCAAACAAUUGGGCAAACAAUUUGGCAUUUUGGCUGGUUACAUUGAGAGAAAACUCAUCUUUAAGUUUAUGCCAGUGCGCUUACGUAACUCGGUUUUGACCAUCUCAAAAAUUCCUACGCGGUUCAAAACUAACUAAGCUUUACUGCCUUUCAGAGGUUUGGGUUGUCCAAAGUUGCCAACCAGUACAGUAUAAAAAGUAUGCUGUCCGCAAAAUUUGCAUUUAAAUUAUACAAAAUAACAAUUGUUUUUAUAUUCACUUGGAAUAAGUACGUAAUAUAUAGAUCGGUUUCUACCAUUUGGCUCCAAUAUUCAUGGUGAAUGCAUCACCCCCUGCAUGGCAUACACCUGCUAAACCUCGACUUAAUUUUCUUGCUUCACUUUAGAUCAGUGCAGUAUUUGUGUUUAAAUUAAAUAUUUAUUUCCCACCCCCAUGCAUCGAAUAUUGAGAUUUAGUGAUUUAGAGCAAGUGCUAUGACUAUAUGUGGUUUAUACAACGUUGAUUUGAGGGGAGGGGAAAAUGGUCCGACGGUGUUUUUGAAGGUGUUGGUUGUUGAGGAAAAUGUUUAGUACUGAUAUGAAUAUGGAUUGCUCAAUCACUGAAUUGCUACUAAAUACCUCUCUUUCAAGACAGCUUCUUGAGAAUCAUAUUCUUUACUUUGAUCGUAAGAUUACAUCACCUGAUAUAUAUCUUAAGGAUCUACGACCGAUCGAAUUAGAUAUGAUUGUUAUCAGGCAUAGAGCACGUUUGUGUACAGUAUUGGCUAUUUUUGUUCAUAUCCAGUUCUUUCAUCAUACUGCACUUAAAAUUGAUUUCAGAUCAUUUUGACGAAAUUAAGAUGGUAAAUGUUCUACUGUAAUUUAUCAUUUUUUUAUCGUCGUUGAUGACAAGAUAAAAAUUAGAAGCAGUUUUGAAAAAUGAUACUCAUGAUUAGACAAUAAGCCAAUAACUUCUUGUAUACACAUGCACAUCUUAUUUUAACAUUAAACCCUGAAUUGAUGGGAUUUCUCCUCUCUUGGUGUGUUUCUGACUCUUGGAGAAAUCUGCCUAGUAGUUUAUACCUAUGAUAGGAAUUAUCAUUCACUUUAUAGUGCAGAUAAUAGUCUGAGCAUGCGCAUUUGUUACAAACGUUAGCUCAGCUACAUGAUUCUGAGCAUUGCCUUCAAUUUUUGUAAACAAUGACUUUUUGUCGUUACUUUUGUGUGAAAAGCUCGUUGUACGUUUCCUAGUUACAUGAAAUGUCUUAUAACGAAAGAUAAAACGAAGCUUUAUAAGAGAAUGAUAAAACAAUUAUUGAACUCGGUUCUCGCAAAAUAUCGUGAUUUGUUGGUGGCUCGCAGAUCAAUUAUUUCCCUCUGCCAGUUUGGCAUCGGCACUGAAUAAUUGAUCUGCUCGCCACCGACAAAUCACGAUAUUUUGCUCAACCUCGUCCAAUAAUUGAUAACUGUCUGUCAUACGAUAAAAAAUUUCGCUGUAUGCGCCUUUCUCGAUGGUUCUAUUGCUCCAUCCAAGACAAGUCUUGAUGUACUGAAUGAACUGAUGAACUAAAUUAAACUAACCUAACCUUAACUAAACUCUAAACUAAACUAAUUAGACUUAGAUUUUUCUUUCAAUACUGUGCAUGGUUCUAAUAAAAACCGCGACACAAUUGUAAGUUUAUCCCAUGCAGACGUGAGUUCCUGUUCCGCUAGCUAACAUAAAUAUAGGCAAUAUAAAGAACCCUUUCGACUAUAAGUGUUAAGAUAUUGGUUACUGUUGAUAACAUUACCUCUUCAGAGAACUUAUAUUUAUAGCCGUAACAAAUAAACCGAGCCCUUCCUUUUACUGAUGGGACAUAAUAUAUCGUGGGAAAAUGCAUGCGUGUUAUCUAGAACUUUGCUUGAAACUGAGACUACCAUAUACAGAAAAUUGUAAAUUUACAAAAAUGUGGAGAUACUUUAGGCUGCAAGGAAUCAAGGCAUAUUAAUACUAAUAAAGCGCUCUUUCAUCUAAUCAUUUAGUCCCAAUAAAUUGCCAAGAUCGUGAUAGGCCAUAUAUCCGCUCACAAAGCUUCCAGUAUUUACAGUAAGUGUAAUGUAUAGUAGGGCGCUUAUAUAUGUACUAUAAUAAGCGAUUAAAGGUCUGAUGUAUAUUUAAUGAAGAUUUGAGAAAAAUAUUUGUAUCUGGGGAGAACGGUAUCCAUGAAUAUAGUCAUAAAUAAUUUUAACUUAAUUAACUGACGAGAUGUUGUGCCAACAUCAAUCCAAUUUUAACACUCAUGCAGUUUAGUUAACAUGUUUUAAUUUUCGAAAAACCGGUCACUUUCCAUCACUGCUAUACAUGCAUUCACCAUGCAUGCUACUGAUGGCAUCUAUAACAAACUAAUUGCAGCCUUCGGGCAUCUUUUAUCUGAUAUUGAAAUUCCUCGUCAGUCUACUGAAUGAACCUGGAUUUCUACUAACGUCUUGAGAUUUUUCAUGGAAAAUUCCCCAAUGUUUUAGGCCCGUUUUUCCACUAUUGGCUAUUUCGUUCGCACAAAGUGACUUUUCCCUUUGUCGCCAUGUUCUCUUAUAGCCAUAAUCUACAAUCUUAUUGCCAUAAUCUAAACAGUUUUCGAGGACGUGCAAGGGCAGGAACAUUUCAACCUUUGUACGGAGUUCAGUUUAGAUAAAACGUUUGGUGAUUGAAAGGGAAAGAGUUAGAAAUACAGUGAAAAUACAAAUGAUGUAAGAUUAUUAUUAUUCAUCUUAUUUAAUGGGGCCGUUAAAAUAGUUACAAAUAUGAAAAAUCUAUUACACACUAAAUAUAUAUUUAAACUUAGAUUGAAUCACAUACUGUAUAUAACUAGAAAUAGUAUGUCAUGUUAUGUUAUGUUAUGUUAUGUUAUGUUAUGUUAUGUUAUGUUAUGUUAUGUUAACCCUCCCAGACCUAAAACUUGCUCCUUCGAAUCAAAAUCCGCCCCACAAGUGGUUGUCACACACUAUUCCUCUCCAAAUUGGUGAAAUAGUUGUUGGUUAAAGUUUUGAAGUUACUUAUGGAGAGCUCUUUAUAGUUGCAGCACCUCGAUAUGAAAACGAUUUCUUCAUGAAGAUUAUCCUCAACUUACAAUAAUUAUCCUCAACUUACGAUAAUUCAUUAUCUAGAAUUUUGUAUCUGCACUGGAAAUCGGUGUAAACUUGGAGAUGGUGGUUCCUCUCCACCGUGUAUUCUCCGGAGGCUCGCCCUCGAUGUAUAGGCCUAAAAUUCUGAUAAUAUUAUUCGAGACAUGUGAAUCAUCAUCAGAAUUCAAGAAAUUGCGAAUACCCAUUCCAACAAAAUAACUGGAAUCUCUAUGUAAUCUAUUUUUCCUUAUGUCAACGCGACAUUUUAGAGACAAACGAGAUUGCUUUCCAGUGAUCUAUUCCAAAGUCACGCCAGCUGUUCCUUUGAUUGUGGUGUAAAGCAUAUGUUCGUACAAGAUAAUUAUGCGUCUAAAAAUCAGUCUUCCUUAAUUAAUUAAUUAAUUCUGUAAAUGAGUUGGUGAACAAAAGGGCAAAGGUUAAAGGCAUACUACUGCGUCUUGAGCUGUUUAAAUAUAUGUUGACAAGUUUUAUACAAAUAACUUGAAAGAAAUGUGAAGGCCACUCAUGACAAAUGGUGGUAUGUCUCAAUUACACAAGAUUGCGCAUUCGGUGACAGAAUUUAUAGAACGUCCAGAAGGUGGAGAGGUAUAUAGGAUCCAUUUCCCAUAUAUACAAAGUUUCUCUAAAUCCCCUCUCCCAGCCAUUUUUUGACCAAAUUCCAGUCCAACUAUAAGAUUGAAAGUAAUUCAAGCGGAUGGCUCACCUAUAUGUGAUGAGCAAAAAAAAUAUAUAAACCUGUUAUUUUCUGCAAUUAAAUAGACUUAAGCCAGGAUCAAACGAGGAUGAGUACACAUGAGAGUUUGCAGUCACGCGACCAAUACUCACCCUCGUACAUUAUGCAAUACACUUAGUAAAUCACCGACUCGCAAUAUCAGAAAAAUGACCACAUCGAGCCGUAAAUCGGUUACAGCUUUUUUGGACAAAUUCUUCAUCAAAAGUUAUUAAACUUAUUUCACUCUGAAAUGCCCAACUAUAUAAAUGUCUUUAUAUAAUGGUAUGCGGGUUUUUCCAUUCCCAUUUUUGUUCUGUCAUUUUCAGUCCCAGUAUUCAGUAACCCAAAAUCUCAUUUCUCCAGUCCCAACUAUAUGAAAAUAAGCAAAUCCCAGUUCCCAUUUUACCUUUUCAGGACGCUCUUUAAAAUAUCUUAUCACUGAAUGUUGAAGUCUAGUGUCGGAGGCCCCGAAUAAUCGGUGACAAACAAAAAGAUCCAGUUAGGGGCCGAUUACAUGGGCCGGGCUAGCCCGGCUGAGCGAGAUCGGACUUUUAAUUUACAAUUACAUGUAGCGGGCCAUCCCGGUUAAUUGUAUUAACCGGGCUGAAGUAAGCUCAUCAUACUAAAAAGUUUUAAUACUUGAAUAAUCCGCGUUGCUGGAUAUUAACUAAAGUAAAGAGUGUUUAUAUGUGGAAUUUUAGGGCUUCCCUAUAUUGUGAUUUGUAUUCGUUGAUGUAUUUAUAUUAGGUAUUGUUUCUAACGCGUUUUCUUUUCGUUUAAGCGUUUAUUGAUGCUCAAUAUUUGUGCUAUUAUUUGUUUACAUUUUCAAAAUAAAAACCGCGCGUUUGCAAUUUUCUUUACAUAGCGAAUUUCAGCCCGGCUAGCCGGGCCAGUUCGGUUGCGACAGCCGCGGGCUGGUCCGGCUGCCAUGUAAUCGAAACUCAAAAUUUAUAUGAUUCAGGAUGGGUAUUGAAGCCUGUGCGCGGGUUUAUGCUACACAAUGAGCGAUAUAAGGCCGGUUUACACGACUGACAAGCUUUUUGGGUACGGCACCCCUAAAAAUGGGCACCGUGCCAAAACUCCCACUUCGCUAUUUACUCGUUUACAUGACAAUUUAUUGUAGACACAAUUUUAAAAUAGGCCAAGCAACGUGCCCAUGCCCAUGGGUAAACGGCACCUCUACUUUCCGUUUACGACGGUAUAUAUAUUUUAAAGUUGUCGGACAGAAGUAGAGUUAUAUAUUUAUAUUUAUUGAAACGAAGAAGAGUAUUACAUCAGCCGAAAAUCGAGAAGAAAACCCACUUCAAUACUAUAAAAGUACGUUAAAAGACGAAAGGAGUUGUUUUUUCGCGUAUAAAUGUUGUGUUAUCUUGUAUUCACCCGCGACAAAUUUGAGAGGUAUGGACGCAUCCUAGUUGCCUAUAGUUACUGCCAUCUCUUUUACGGUAAAAUUGAAGCCAAGAAUAUUCCAGCGGUUAACCAUUUGAAUAGAUGGCGGCCAUGUUGGAGUUCCCAUUCGCACAGUAACUUUCAUCAUUUGAAAAUGUAUUUGGAAUAGGUUUAACUUAAUGUUUAAGCUCCCUGUUUAAGAAAUAGGAAACAUACGAGUCUUUUCAUUUCAUGGGAAUAUCCUGAGUCUGCAAUCACGGCUUCAAUUUUUGAAUUGCAGAAUAAUUAGAUGCACUAUCUAGUGUAUAUAAGAUAUCUAUGGUUACUGCUCUAUUCAGCGACAAGUGGCAUCAAAAUUUCCGAGUAACUAGAGCAACAUUCACAGCAGUGGCGUAAUGCUUAUUGGGUAGGGUUAGUUCAAACACUAAAGGCCCCGACAGUUAGGGGCCCCCAUCAGCCACGGCCUAUCGCCCAGAAAAUUAGAAAACGUAAAAAAUGCAGGUUAAGAAUCAAUGGGAAAAUGCAAAAUUAUAAAGCCUCCAUUGACAACGGUAGCUGAUUUUGUUAUUCCAUCUCAAAUAAAACAAAAGUUAUUGUUAUUAGUUGUUACACUAGACUGUUAUUGCUACAGGCUCGGAAUUUUCCAGAACAUUGUAUAAAUAUUCAAUAUAAAUAUAAUAUCUCAGUCAAACAAUGUCAAGAGUCAACAGGGGCCCCUACACCAAAUAUGCCUAAGAGCCCCUCUCUUCCUGCAAUUAAGUCUCAAGGUUCAUAUUUCAUUUGGGCGUUUAAGAAUUAGAUUGCUUUAUUUAUCGGAGAAAUUCUAGAUAUUUUUAAGUGCCUUUUCAAGAUUUUUAAGGACGUUCUUACUAACAUAAAAAUUUUCUUCUCAGAUUUGUUAGAAGAUUUCAUGAUUUUUUUGAAAUUUGGAGAUCUUUGGAGCACAAAAAAAGUCCAUCAUCGUUAAUCAGGCAAUCAGUUUUUCAGAAUUUUAGCGCCAAGAAAGAUGCAGAUAUAUAUAGAGACAUUAAAUGUGCAUUGAAAAAGUGGACUAGUCUCAAAAUCUUACAAAACAUGAGCAGUACAUUAUUCAGUACUUGCCAAAUAAAUGAUCCAUGAGAAAUCGAAAAGUAACUUGAUCUCUGCAAAUGGAGUUUUAUCUUUUUGGUCAAUAUUAUAUUGUUUGACCCUGAACCGUAGUUUAGCUAAUAAAAACACAAGUGAAAGCAACUCUAGCUUGUACAAACUAAUUAUAAUGCUCAGGAGUAAUUGUGUCUCAAGUCAAAUUUGACAGCAGCAACAUCACUGCGUGUAUAAACAAAUCUCAGCUGCAAGCCUGUAACAAAUCUGAUUGGGUCAUACUACAGGCCAUUGUCAUUGAAUGAACAUCCUCUCAAGCAAAAAGAUAUACGUCUGGUAAACUUGUACACUCACUGAUCAACUAAAGGUAAACUAUAGUCUAUACUCUUUGUUUUGCGUUCGGUGGAUACAUAAACUACUUCCAAGAGAGCAACAGAUAAACAGUGAAGCAAUUAAAUAUUAAUAUAGUGUUACUAACAUAACAUCUGCGUAUUUGCAUGAAUAAUUUUCAAACUAUGGUGUAACUAUUUCUUCAAAUAAUUGCGUUAUUGAUUGUCGUAAUAUUGGUAAAGUAAGUUUACCCAAAUAUCCCUCGCCGUCAGGACAUUAUGUUGCAAAUGAGGAAGGACAAACUCGAAUAUCUAUGAAAACAAUCACGGAGACUGUGAAACAACAAUACUACUACUUUCUGUUGGGACUAAAAAGUUGGUACUAUGUACUAUCUUCAAUAUGUCUUAAAAUAUUCUUUAUGUCUUCUCUGUUUUCCCCGGGAUCUCUUUCAUCUUCGCGUACGCAAUUUUGAGCAGUCGCUCAACUUUCAUAGAAGUUCACUGAUGUAGGUCUGCGGAUCGAUCAUUGGGUAGUGAUUAUAAAACAAUUUUUCGAUAACAAUGUGCAUGCAGUGACCAAAUUGAUCUAUAUAGAAGAACAUUAUGUAUUCAAGUCUUAUUCAAUUCAACAGAUUAACCUAUCAGGAUAUAGGAGAUCUCCUACGCCUAUAGGAGCGUCCUGUUUUCUGUUCUGAGAUCGUUGGUUUGGUCGUUGCUCUAGUCUGUAACUCAGUCGACAGAGUUGCAAAAAAGCUGAGGGUAUGUGGGUACCACGUGCCCGUAAGGAAGAUUUACCAUAUGCGAGAUCAGUAAGGAAGGUUUAAAGGGGAACACUCUAUACUCCACGCUAACACUAUAAAACAAAUAAAUGAUAUUUAACUAGGUAGGUUGUGGUUGGCAAGAUGCUGAUGUUGUUCUACAUGGUGACUAUGUCAGUGAUAGUACCGACACCAAAUGGCUAGUAGGCCUAAUGCUGGCAAUAGCAGCUUUCUGCAGUAUCGGCGGUUCUGUAGUAUAAUCGUAACAUCUGCUAGCAGUCGCCAGCCUGCCACUGUUUGUCUGUAAGUGCAGAGUACAAUGCAACUAACCAGGUGAUCAAUGCUAGUAGGUACUAGUCCGUAGAAAAUAGGAAUAAGAAGCCGAUUUUGAAUGACAUAAUUGUAUAUUUUGCAAUUUGAAAAAGCCACAAUUCACAUUACUUUGAGGAAAGUUUCAAAAUUUGAAAUUUCACCCGGAGGAAGGUUGAACAUUUUUUGCAACUCUGUCAUGCAGUCAAUACUCUUUCGUCGUUGACGUGGUUCAAGUUUUUUUCCCACGUAUUCCGGUAUUCAAGCCAAAUGGCGGCUCCUUUUCGUUCAAACGUGGAAGAAUCAACAACCGGGGUCCAGGCAUUUGUAGCAAUCCUAAAUAUUACCCUAAAUCUUAUCCUACACAUAACCCUAACAUUAUAACAUCUUGUAAACACGCUCUAUAGUCCAUCUCUUUCAGUCAUUAGAUAUAUACUGCACUAGAAGCAGUAGAAGUCACUAUUGCAAGGUAAAGUGCCGUGCGGCCAUAUGAAAGCUAUAGUAUUCUGUAAACAAUUUCAAAAAUUUUAAGAUUUUAACAUACAGUGAUACAGUGUGGAAUUUACAUAUUUUUUUAUGUUUACAUGAAAUAUAUUAUAAUCCAAUGCAAACAAACAUUCAAUCAGUGUCGAGAUCAUUAGCUUUCAAAUUUGAGCUAUUAUAUGUUGAAAUAUUUACAUAUUUACACUUUACAGACUAGAUAAUUCCGAAUAUUCGGAAUCCGCAUAAUUUUGCAACUUUGAGAACUUUUUGACUUGUUUUCAAGUCUGUAAAUCCUGUUUUAUUUGUAUUUAAAAGGUUUCGAUCAUCAAUAACAUAAUAAUUAUCUAGUCUGUAAAGUGUAAAUAUUUCAACAUAUUUUAAAUAAACAGCGUCCAAAUGUAAUUCUUCAAACUCACCUCGAUCGCUUCAUUUUUUUUAUUUUAAACACGAUUUUCUAAAAUUCAAACGUUUAUAAACGUUAGAGAGUUCUCAACAUUAAAUUGCAAGACAACCAUCUGCUCGUAUUGAUAGCAAAAAGCUACAAGAAACGAUAAAAACUCACCCCAUGAAACGAUGCAGUCGUACUUUAUGUAAUAGUCCAUAUUAUGUACUAAUCGUAAAACGCACAGGUGACUGGUCAAAACUUAUUUCGUAUUUUAGAAAUGAGCUCAAAUCAAUAUUAUAUAAUAUAUAUGAAAACGUAUAUGAACUCAACACGUUAAAAUAAUUUUGACAUAAUUUACACAUCAAAAUUAAACAAAAAACAGGUGGGCCAAGGGUAGGCCAUACACUGGGCCAUGGCCUGGGCCAUGGGCCAUGUUUUACCUACACCCCACAGAACAUACAAAACCGCUAUUUAAUGAUUUGAAAAUAUUAAAUAUUUUCAAAAUUCACGAUUACCUUACCAGCUUAUUUAUGUACCGUUGCAACUAUACUAAUGAUUUACCCGACAUUUUUAAUGGAACUUCAUAAAAAAUUCAAACAUUCAUGAACAUUGCACGCGAAAUUAAAAAAAAUUGCAUAAAGUUUAUACAAGAACAAACUAUAGAAAACAAUCUGUUGUUAGUAAAGGUAUUGAUAUUUGGAAUAAUUUAAGUACUGCAGAGUUAAAAAUAUUGGAUCUUAUAUGGUUUUCAAAAAACGAAUGUGAAAACAUACUUUAUAUCACACCAAUCAGCUAACUAAUCGCCCUAUUUUAAUGUAUAAAGUUUAAAAAAUCUGAAAAAUCUUGUAAAUAGACUAACUUUCCUUUAAACACUCUCACGAUUGUAUCUAUUUUCGUUAUUAUAUUAUGUACUAUUUUUAUGACAUCAUGAAAUUAUACUAAGUAAAAAAAAGUUUUGUUAUAACUAGGGGUCUUAAAAUAAAAGCCCAAAAGGGUUUCUAAAAGAUCUCUAGCCCUAUAUAGAUUAUUAAAAUGUAAAUAGUUAAAUUUUAUUGUACUUUGGAAAAUUGGGGGAAAUGAAUUAAUAAUUGUUGCCGAAACAGUGCGGGGCGGCACGGGGGCAACAGGUUGCCCUUUUUCAAAAUUUCGAAAUUUGUGUGUUAUUCACAUGAAUUGGAAUUUAUAACUAUUUUUAAGCAAUGUUUAAGCAAUCUUCGCUUAAUUUUAACCAGUAAAGGCCUGAUUCCACGGGCGCUUUUUCUCGGCGAAAUGCGAAAUAUUUCGCCCGUUUCUUUUGAAUUGCGACCACUCGAAUAAAUUAUUUCUACUUGAUUGCUCACAAUUCAAAAGAAACAGGCGAAAUAUUUCGCAUUUCGCUGAGAAAAAGCGCCCGUGGAAUCAGGCCUUUAUAGUAAAAUUAAUGCCAGAGGCCGCGGAAUCACUUUUGUAUAAUUAUGAUCAAAAUCAAACGAUUUUAUGUUGUUCACGAGCCGAACCGGAAAAUUUUCUGAAAAUAUGGUGUCCCUAUAACUUCGGAAAUGGCCUUUACAGAGUCUUUACUACUGCAAAACGGGCACUUUCUUUCUAGUCCCCCAAAAGGGCAUUUUUUCACUUUUAAAAAAGUGGGGAGGCACAUGCCCCCAUUGCCCCCCGGUUCCGCGGCCCCUGAUUAAUGCUAAAUCAGGCAAUAUACGUCCGUUUAAUUACUGAUUUUAUUUUGCGCACUUAACAUGGUGCAACAAAUAAAAUUGUUCAAAAUUAAUGUCGAAGUUUGCCCACCCACAAUAGCCACAAGUAAUUGGGUAUCCAUACAAUAAAGUUUUAACAAAUAUUGCCGCCCAGAAAAAUGAUGGCCCAGAAGCAAGUGCCCUUUUGAAAUGGCUGCCCCCGCCGCUUCACAUUGCUUCCGGCGCCCCUGAUAAUAAUAAUAAAUAAAUGAGUUUUCUCUGCUUGCGGAUAAAAUAAGCGAGAAUACCGUGAGCGAAAGAUCGCAUCGAAGCACACAAGAGAAGGAGGUCACCGAAUGAAACUGUCUAAAAUAUGCAGAUAUUUUAAAAGACUGAAAAUGUAGUAAUACACUGUAGUGACAUUUUACAUCCUGAGAAAUCGGGUUAUUUUCAUCGCACCCCAUUAUUGCGAACUCCCGCUAUUACGGACACCAAACUACGGUCCCCACAACCUCGGUCCCAGGGUCCCCUGGGAACGAGGUUGCGGUCCCCAGGAUGUCCGCUAUAGCCAUGGGCGUACCGGAAGGAAAAAAUUAGGGGGGCGGAAAGAAAAUUGCCCGACUUUUCGGAUUCUACCCGACUAGUACCAAAAAAAUUUUUCCGGAAAAUUUUUUUUGGCGACCCCCCCCCCGUCGCCAAAAAAAUUUCGGUCAGUGUACCAUUUUAGGGGUCAAAAAAUUUUCCGGACAACCUAUAUUUUUCGGAACAUAACACAAAUUUUCGAAAAAUCACAAAAUUUGCGAAAACAUUGACUUAAUUUUAGACAAAAUUUUCUGAAUUUGUCCCAUUUUUUUUUUGCACACCAAAAUUGCCCGACUGUUGAUCGAAUAUUGCCCGACUGCCCAAAAAACUGGGGGGGGGCUGCCGCCCCCCCCCCCCGCCCGGUACGCCUAUGGCUAUAGCGAGAAUGAGUUGACUAUUUUAGAGGCUGAUGUAGCAACAUUUCUGGCGACUACAGACUGUGUAUACAUCCAGCUGUACUGUUAUUGGCAAUGAUGCUUCUUCUUACCAACAUUUUAAACAUUUAUAUUUCAAUAGAAAUCAUUCUUUAGUGUAAAGCUGUCAAAGGGUCAUCUUGAAAAAAAUUAUUUGGAAGAACAAAUACAUGUCAUUUGAAAACCUUGUUCAUUUCAACAUGGGGGUCCGGUACUCUGAAUAUAAAAUUAAUGAUAAAUUAUAUAAUUAAUUAAUUAAUUAAAGCUUGGGAAGGCCCUUCGUCGGGAAGUUAGUAGACUACUAGUUUGGCCUACUAACUUCCCGAUAAAUUGCCUUUGCUCGAAACAUCGAAGUUUUGCUUGUAUUUUUCAGGUAGUUGAAUCUAUUUUACUUCUAUUCAUUGUCAGAAAUAACCGGUUGUAAUUCUAGGCGCCAAUUAGGAUUCAUGAAACCCAACCAAUUAAACAGCUGAUAAACUUUAACCAAUCAUAUCAUUGUGUUCGCAGAAGUCCGCAUUUGGCUUUUUUUUCUUCUUUUGAACAAAAAGUUUUUUUGUAGAUUUUGGCAUUUGGCAACGGCAUUUGCCUCCGAGCAUGCGCAAGAACCUACCAACCCCAUUGACCAACCCUGGCUGGCACAGUUCGAGUUUAUAUCACAACAGAUAAAAUGGCUUCCACACUCGAUAUCUACUGUUUUUUUCGGACGUUUUGUGCACGGCAAGCAGUUUUAAAUUAAAUAUCAGACAUGCUUUCAAUCGCUACUAAAUGCAGUCUUAACAGGCUUUGCAUUCGUUUACUUAAACCAGAGUAGCAAACGAAAAUAUGCAACCUAAUUAAAAACACUCAGCUAGGAUUUUAAAAUCCAAUUCUAUGUUCUAUAGGCUAUAGGUCGUUUCACGCUACUUUGCGAUAUUUUGUCUGGAUAGCGGUGAUAUGGGGGGGGGAGGGAGGGCUUCCCAUUUUCCCACGUUUUCGACCAACCUGCCCGCGGGUUUACAAACAAAAACAUCCAGUUAGAAUAGAGUUUAUCUUCAUUCAUUAAAGUAAGUUGUGCAAGCAUGUACGAUUCAGGAUGGGUCAGUAUUGAAGCCUGCGUGUGUACUUAUUGCAGGUUAGCAUGUGCGCGUUUUAUGAUAUACAAUGAACGAUAUUAACUUGAGUGCAAGUUGUCAGAUCAGUGUCAAGAUCGUUAGCUCUAAAAUUUGACCUAUACUCACAUUGCAAAAGACAUACUGUCACUAGUUUCGUUUGUUGUUAAAAUAUUGAGAUUGUAAUAUCAUAACUUAAGAUUGCAAUAUUUGGCCAUUAUUUUCACGCAGCUCUACGAUAUAGCCUGCAUAGCGGCGUUGCAGGAGGGGAGAGGGGGUCUUUCCUAUUUCCCCCUUUUUCUGCUCUUUUUCUCUCCUUCACCCUCCCCUAGUGCCGCUACGCAAGCUAACUGCUAUAGUGUCAUAUAUAGUGCAGUGAGUCUUAAUGCAAUAUUUCACUGUCAAAUAUAACUAUCGUUCAAGCAUGUCAGAAAUAUUGGAACAAUUAAUGCCGAAAUGAAAGAUCAUUCGAAAAUUAGCUUAAUCAGAUUGGAGAAAAAUUGUACUGGGCUAUUUCUGAACCCUUGAGUGAAAUUUGAGACAUGUUUCGUGAUACUUGUUACGUCACCAUAAAUAUACAAUUUGACAAUUUCAAAUUGUUUCGUGAGUGCGUGCUUGAAAAAAUAUCCCUGUAAUUACGUACAAACAAGUUUUGGACUAAAUGCCUUUCUAGCCCAAACCAAGUUGUCAAUUGCCAGGGGCGUAGCGAAGCAUCUGAAGUUGGGAGGUGUCGGAGAUUUUACAUGAAAUUUGAAUUUCAAUGAUAAAAAUUUACCUGAAAUGUAUUAAUUUUAAUAGAGAAUAUUUUCGAUUGAUUUGAACUGUCAUACUCAGUUCCUGAAGAAGAGGGGAGUCUGGGGGUCCUCCACCAGAACAUUUUUACAUUUUUGAAGCUCCAGGACUGCAUUUCUGGCGUUUCCUAAAGCAAAUUCGCAAACGAAUUGGAUCUAAAUGGACUGUAUUUUACAAGAAUGGUUAUCAUUUCACAACUGAAAUAACGAAUUUUAUCUGAGUUUCACAGUUGGAAUGGUUUACACCCCCCUACACCCCCCGGUCGCUACGUCCCUGCUUGCAAAAUAUUAAGAUAGCACAACUGCACUUCACAAAAUGCGCCGUCCAAUGCCAUAUGUGAUGGAUAAAAAGCCAUUCAUUUACGAUUUAAAAGCGGGUUUUACUUGGCUUAACACCAACUUGUCAGCACUUUACUAUUCGGAUAACGCUACAGACGAUAAUAUGCUGUAGUAAUUUGAACCAAGCGCUUUUUACAGACAGUAAGAAGUACAACGGUGCAAGAAAUGUCUGCGAAUACUAAACACCAUUAGAUAUGGUAUAAUGAGAUUGUUGAGUAUUUCGUAGAAUUUAAUGAUCAGAGAAGUGGUUGUCUCGUGCUAUAGAAUUACUAAAGCGUGAUUUCCAACCAGCGCCAAUCAGUAAUUCCAAGUAUGUUCUCCCCUGUGUUAUCACGAUAUAAUAGUCGUUAAUAUGCCUAAUCAUCUUUCUGUGUGGCGUAAAAUUUCAAUUCCACAUGUUUCAGGCCAAGAAGUCCGUUGGAUAUGGAUAAAUUUGUAAAGCCGUGGAGGAGUCGAAGUAAGAUUGUGUCCAAUACUGGUACAGCACUUUGGACUCCGAAGGUGAGUAAUCAUUAGUUGUAUGCGGAAAUUGGACAGUCAGAUAAUGGCUUAUAGAUCUCAAAGUGAUACAACCAAAGGAAGCCGAAAAUAGAUUCAAAACAGUUUCCUUGUAAAGGACGUUUACACUGGUUGUUUUUCUUGUGAUUAGGUGUCUUGCAACUUGUCUCAAUUUUAAUGUUGCAAUUUUCUCUUUCGUACGUAUGUGAUAAGUAGAUUUAUACUCGGAUUUCCUCAGGAAAGGAUUGUAUUAUUUUUGCAUUGUUCAAUUUUGAAUUCUUGUUCUUUAGCCGCAGUAGAAAAACUAGAAAGAAGUCACUAAUGAGUAAUGCAGACAUCAGACAUGCACAAAGCUUCCAAUUCUACAUGACUCGAAAAACAUAUUCGUUUUAAUUUGUUACUAUGCAUGCGUCUUGGCAUUUUAGUGACAUGCAGUCAGCGGAGUAGAUUGGAUUGAUUGGAAUAAGAGAAGACAAAGGAAUUUUCGGUCAUGCCGGAGGUUAAAAGGACAAGGGCUUAAAGACAUUCUACAUUUCUUCGUGAAUUGCAGCGUGGACAUGAUAAGACACUCGUAUUGUCUCGCAUAAUUUUGAGUAUAGAAUCCCUUAAAUUCCAUUUCUCUCUGUUCUUUGCACGAUCACAUGUAAAAACCUCAAUUAAUAAAUUAGCACUCAGCUAGUAGAGUCACAUUGAGCUGUUAGCUAGCUAGCCCAUUCUUUUUUCUAUUUUCCAAAUUUUCCCCAGGAUUGUUUAGUGGUAUUCUACAAUAUACAUGAAAUCUAUGCAUGCAGCCUGUAUGCAUAAAGAUGCGAUCCAAUUUAUUUAUCAUCUGAAAUCUGUCACUCUACUGCUGAAAGAUGUUCAAAGAUUAUCCUCAUGUAUGCAAGUGUCAAAGACAUUCCUUAUAUUUGCUUCACUGAUUAACUGUCCUAUUUUCAAGUUGUUAAACGUAAAAUCGUACGAUUCGGUGAACGUUAAUGUUUAAGGGGCACAAAUAUCUCUGGUUUUGGGGAGAGCUGGGACUUGGGGGAUAUCCCUUCAAAGUCAAAAUACUUUAAUAAUACGCAGUAGAUUUUUGUUCUGAAUCCUAAUCAAUUAUUAAAAAGGGAAAUGGCGGAACAGUAAGUGAUUGUGGCCAUAUCCUCAUGUUUCGCCCACAAUAUUUGUUAUGGAUGGGGCUGUGAUUAGUAUAGUUGAUACAAAAACACGAGAUACCUUUUUUCGAGACCACGACCCUUUUUGGUAAAUGGUAAUAUAAUCCACCAAACUGGAUGAAUAACACAUUCCAUUCCAUCUCGCCUUAACCGGAAAAGGAAUAUCAUUUUGUGUAUCCGGACUUCACAAGAUUUUCCUACCAAGCGUAAAAACUUAUUCCUCAUGUUCUUAUACUAAAAUCGAAAAUACGUCGUUUCUGUAAAUCAUUAUCAACCGUUUUAUAUGAUAUGUGACUUGAUAUGAUCGAAGUAUUUAAGAGACUACUUAACAAUUAAUUCUGUCGUCCAGUCAGAUAUUGAUUUUCUUUGAUAUGUGAAUGAUUAUGAUCUAUGACGUCAUAAACGCAACAGACAGGUUUGAUACAAAACAAAACAAGAUGAAUAGUAGAGCUGUCAUUUACAGCUAACAUUUGAAGCGAGAUGUUUGCUGUGCAUUGUAAGCGAAACAUAAGCUUAAUUAAUAGCCUUAGCUAAUAUUUGGAGACUGUCUCAUCAUAUAUUUCGCGAAAUUGUCCGCUAAUAAAGGAUAGUAUUCCUCGUUCCUUCAAUAAAGUUGUCCGUGAUGUUACUUGAUGUGAUAAAUGCUGUACGUAACAACAUAUGUGUUAUAUAUGCAAAUGAUUUAGUGAUUUAAUGAAAUUUGGCAAUUACGCCACAGUUACCCCAAUUACGGCGACCCCUUAAUUACAUAAUUACAUUAGCAUUAAUAACAGUACUAGUCUAGACAGCAUAACAAACUUACAAAAUGACAUCAGACAACUAACAACAUCUUAAAACACCAGAGAACUGGCCUUUCUACAUUGAACACAAACAGGGUACGAGGGUCAUAUAAUAUCUCUUUAAUACUUUUAAUGUAUACGUAUUUCAUGAGCUAUAGUAGCGCUCGCUCGAUUCAUGUAAUUAAUUAUUUUCUUCUUUUCCAGGGAGAUUUUCGUUGGUGUUCAGCGGCCAGUCAAUCAGUUGUUCUUACGGAGACCAGUAUAUUAUCAUUAUCUAACCCAGAACGUCGCGCUCUUCAACGUUUGGCUUUGCUUAAACUUCAAACAUUGAGUAUACAGUGUACUAUCCCAGUUAACAAAGGUAUGAAACAAGUCAAUAUAUGUUCGGUUGGAUAAUCUACCCGACUAGACUGGCGGUUAUAACAAAAUACAAUAUGGUGUUUUUAGGUGAAGGAAAAAAUUUUGGAAAAAGACUAAGAAAAUCUCUAAAAGGUCGCAAAAGGACGAAUGCAGAGAGUGGGUCAACAUUACUUAGCAAAUUCACUGGAGGUAAGACUUGCGUCGCAAUUAUAUAACGCCUCAUUAAAUUGUCGUCAUUUAAUUGGAUGAUUAUGAUCACGUGAUUUCAUAAAAGACCAUUUUCAUGUUCCUGAAAUGGGACUUUCCAUUCCAUUGAAUAUCCCAGCCGCAGAUUUUUGUGAUUUGUUCGUCAUUUUUUAAUUGUUAAAUUAAUUUUGAAAAUUAUACAGUAACUUAGUUUUGUAUUUUUUGUGGUCAUAUUUGGUAUAUAUCUGUUUUGGUUCCAUAUAAAACAAAUAAUGAAUGUUUCCAUUCGUGUAAUGGUAAACUAUGAAUAUUUUUAUUCGGUGAAAUAUGGAAUUUUCCAAUUAUUUUACUAUUUUACCAUAAAUAUUCAUUAUUUGUUUAGUAUAUAUUGAUCUCAGGCUAUACUUAUUCCUGAAAUCAACCAUAAUAUACACUACAUGAAAUCACUACCGACUUUUUUGAAACUACCUAAAAACCAUAGGAAUAACACGAUAGGAAUUUAAUACAACAAUGAAUAUUUAUGUGUUCGUCCAAUAUCCAUUUUUAGGAAAAGGUAGAACUGCUGUUUUCGCUACUCCACUCGAUAUGGUCCUAAAGAAUGACAGACUGGCUGCGGCAGGUGUCAGUACAAUUCCACGACAAGCAAGAAGGAAAAGUGAACCAACAGCACUGUCUCCUGAGACAAAAGAGAAACUUCCUCGUAGGAGACGAGCUUCAUCUAGCACACCACCAGCAACAUCUGCAUUGAAGCGACAGCAAAUGAAACAAUCUAAGUCUUACGGUGCCUUGCAAAAAAAUUCCGUUUCGACUUCAAGUUUAAAAUCAGCUAGUUCUUCCAUAGAUGGAGAUUUUAGCAAGCCAAAAAGGCAUAGUGACAGUGAUUCUGUUCUCAUAUCAGAUCUAUGUCCUGAACAAAAAUCUAUUGGUUGGAAAUCACAAUUACUUGAUGCUCUUACUUUGUCUUCGACAUCAGCAUCUGCAUCCUGUUUGCUGGAGAAACCUGAACUGCCAAUACCUUCUCCACCUAAAGUACCAUCCAUCGUCGUGCAGUCUAUUAAAUACCUUGAAACCCACGGUAGGUUAUAUUCGUCCGAACUAUUAUAAAAUACAUGGAAGGGAAAGUGAAUAAUUUUACGUAUAGAUUGCAACAGAAUGUUUUAGACCUACUUCAUGAUCAUGAUAACAACAACACAUUUCCUCCAGGAUUGAGAUGUACCCACAUUGUAUUCUUCUUUUUAUUAUUUACUACAUUCUAAUUACCCAACUAUGGUACAAUUAUUUCAUUGAUUUCGUUAAUUGAAUGCACUGCUAGGACACGCUUGGGAGCGAAUUUGAGAAAAUUCCUUGGCCAAAACGAGUCACGAACGAACACUGCAGGUGACUUUUGUCUAAGCAAGCCAAUUCACAAAUUCAUUUUUUUAGGUUGGUAAAAUUUUUGCAUGAAUGCAGAUUUUCUUUCUUCGUCGCAAAACAACAACUACAAAUAUUUUAUGUCUGUUUCCUCCCAUCGACUUCGUCUCGAGAGACAUUGAGACUCUCGAGCAAACAAAACUACUUGAGCUAUUUCCCUUAUUUUGACAGAAAACAUAACCUUAUUAAAUUCGACCUUUCUUCGUUUUGCUUGAAGGAUUACACGCCCUAGGGAUAUUUCGAGUCGCUGGAUCAAAGAAAAGAUUAAAGCAGGUAUUAAACUUUCCUCUGACGUUACUUGCUGUACAAUUGCAUGUAAUGAUUAUUUAUUCAUUGCCCCCGACGCCCACAAACAAAUGUUGCCUGUCACAGUACAAUAGCUUUAACUGUAUCCUGGGGGUACAAUCAAUGUUAAUUGUUGAAGGUUAGGUGGGGGGAGGGGGGGGGGUGAUUUCUGCAAUAAUCAUUAUACGAACACUGAUCCAACAAUUGGUAUAAUGCCGUAGAUUACAAUAGGCCAGUGCCUGCCAGCAUUGGUAUUUUUCCUCCUUGUUUGAGUUAUAUUAUGACGCUCAAUUUUAAACUGCUUUGCAAUAUCUUUGGCCACUAGAUUCCAAAGGUUGAUUCUGCACAUGCCCUUUUGUGUGUGUGCGUGUGUGUUAAGGGGGGGGGGGAGAGGUAGUUAGCCCAAAGUCACGUAGUUUCAACCGUCACAGAUUGUCACAAGGGGUAGAGGGAGUCAAAUUUCGGCCCAAAAAGCAUCACGUAUUUUGUGUAUGGCUCCAUAUACCAUGUCGCUUCAUCUUUGCAUUGCAGUAUCUAGUGGGGAAGAGACUAAUCUAGUGAAUAUUUUUAGUUACGUGAUGAUUUCGACAGUGGUUUGAGAGAGGAAUUCUCUGAAGAAGAUAAUGCACAUGACGUGGCAGCGUUAUUUAAGGAAUUUCUUCGUUGUUUACCUGAACCUUUAAUGACAAGAGAGUUGUACACCGCUUUUCUCUCUACUCAAAGUAAGCAUUAUUUAUAGUCUAACAGUGGUUUCGAAAAUAAUAUUUCGUUCCUAUAGAAAAUAUUGACACCAACAUAUUGUACAUCUUUCUUUUAUCUAUACUGUAUAGUUGUUCUGUAAAUCAUUUUACAAUUCUACUUCUUUAAUUUUUAACUGGAGCCUGGAGUUACAACGAAUUGAACGAAACUGUAAUAUGCAUGAUGAUAAUCUAAAAAAAGGUGUUGUACUCCAAGUAAAAAAAUAGGAAAAUUAUCGGCAGCUAUGUUUGUAUGAUAUAUACAGUAUAAAACUCUCGUACUUACAAAGAAUCUGAAAUAUAAAAUUUUAAAGGCUCAAAAAGCUCAAGAAAGCUUUGGAUUGAUAGGGAUGCAACUACCUGAAAAAUACAAGGAGACUUCAUAUUAUUGGCAUUACCUACACUGGCACAGAGCAAUCAUUAUAUCAAUUUUAUGCUCAAGCUUAAAAUGCUCAAUAAUUAUACAGUACUCGGCCAUAAGGAAAUUUCUCAUGAGAUAAGAUAUAGCAAAGCAACCUUUUUGUAAAUAACACGGUUUUUAAACCACACUAUGUAUAUCUGGCUUUAUCCAAUGAAGACCUAUUAUCCUUACAUUUUCAGGAUUUCAAGACACGGAAACACAGUUGAAUGCUUUGAAAUACUUGUGGUAUCUACUUCCUGACUCCAAUCGCGAUACCCUACAAUAUCUACUCUGCUUUCUUAGUAAAGUCGCAAAAUAUGCCGAGGACACGACGGAUGAAAAUGAUCAAAUUGUAAGUUACCGUUUAAGAUGGUCUUAUUCUUGUAAAUAAAAGUCGAAUUCUACCCAGAAACUUUGUACCCAUGCAGCAACAGGUUUGGCUAUUUCUGUACAACUGAACCGAUUUGAAAGUUUAGUUCAAAUAUGUACCUUUUUCAUAUUCUUAGUUAUGCAUUGGCGCAUUAAGGAUAGGAUAAUUGUUGUUUUGUUUAGGUUCCAGGCAAUAAGAUGAACUGUAGAAAUCUGGCAACGCUAAUGGGACCAAAUAUCCUCCAUAAGGUAUCGCAGGCUAGAAAUGAUUUCAGAGAAUAUUUACUGUCGGUAUUUUGAAGCAAUAAACAACCAUAUUGGAUAUAAUUGAUUAAAACCACUUAUUCCUUUUAAAAAUUCACAUAGUAUCCAUUUGCUAAGUUCCCUGUUUCAAAACAAGUUCAUUGUUAACUGAGUGUUGAGUGUGUGUCAUGGAUGUGUCACGUGUCAUUGCGAAACGUCGUUUCAAGGUUAUUCACAAAUACUGCAUACACUGAGAAUAUAGGGUGAUAUCAAGUUUGACUAGUUAAUGUACUGACUUCAACUUUGCAAUAUAUUAUUUCUUUCGAUGGCUGGAACGUUUUUCUCCAAUAAUGCAUGACCUUGUCCAUCUAACCUGCGCGUAGUCUCAUGACAUCGAUCAAACGAUUUUUUAAGUUUAGAUGACUGCGCUCAUGCUAUGUCCAUGAGGGAGGUAAUUAACAAGUUAACGUAUUUUCAAUGUAGGUAAAAAGCCCACACUUGCAGAAUUUUGUUGUGGAGAACUUGCAACGAGCUGAGGAACAUGACGAAGUCAUUGACGUCAUUGAAGACUUGAUUAACUAUCACGAUAAACUGUCUACGGUAUGUAAUCAGUUACUUUGGUCAAUUCAGGGUAAACAUCAGGAUACAAUUGACCCUCUGGCAAGAAUCGAACCUGCCAAAGGGCCUGUACAUGCAGUUGCAUUGUUCCACAGCUGCUCCUUGUUCGGUCUAAAUAAUUGUAUAAAAUUUACAUCGAAAUUUUCAUCCACGAGAAAUUUCCAUUUACAAAAUUUCCAUCUACGAAACUCUUAAUUCAACAUUAGUUCAAGAUUAUCCCGUUUAGCAACUAAUGAAGGUAACAAGUCACCAUCGAUACAAUAUUCUGAACACAGUAGUUAUUGUAUGUGCGUUUAGCAACUAAUGAAGGUAACAAGUCACCAUCGAUACAAUAUUCUGAACACACUAGUUAUUGUAUGUGUCAAAGCGGGGCCCUUUAGCACAGAGUUACGCCACUGAGUAUGAUUAUAUUAAUUUUCUACUCAUUCCAGGUUUCACCAGAAAUGCAUGAUCAAGUUAUGAGGUUUCUGCUCCAAACUGAACCAGAAACUGUUGACUUCAUUCUACGACGAAAAGCUAAAAGUCAUCUCGGGUAAGAUUCAGGAAGAUGUUUUGAAUUAGAGUGUUUUAUGCGUACGAUUUGUUGGUUCUGCUCGAAAAACAACCAUGCUGGUAUGAUCCGCUGUGCAUUCCAUUUUCGAAGCAAAUAUUGUAAUCAAGGCUAUAGAACAGGCUAUAUAACAAGGCUAUAAAGCUUUUAUCCAGCACUUCACACACAGGCUAGCCAGUGUUAUAUAUUUUGAAUCAUCGAUCGCCCAAGAGACUUUUGCAUUCAUUGCAUACGCCCACUCCCUGUUAAGAAAUCUCCGCGAAAGCUCUGCAUGAAUUGUUACUGUGAAGCCUGGAUUAUACUUGCAAUUAUGGUCAAUUAUUUUGCAACGAUUACGAUUAACAUUCCUAUAGCGCAAAUUUACAUGUGAAUAUGAUCAAAAGUGCUUUACAUCAAGUAUUACGCUUACCUAUAAUUACUUAUUUAGCCUAGACUAUUUUAUCUACAAUAAUUGUGAUAUUACUUUCUUAACUGUUUUUAUCCUAACCCCUCCCUAUUAAAUUUCCCUUUGGGAGAAAACAGGGGCACCCGGGGAGAAAACCCACGACUUUCGGUAGAGCAUUGAUCCAUGAACUCAGAGUUUAAAGUUGAUUUGAUGACUGCGCUAUCAAAGCCUUAAAGAAGAAGGCCAAAAUUUUAGUGUUAAAGGUAUAUAUAAAAGGGUUGCAACAAAAUUCAUUUCAGGAACAUCUUUAUAUUCUUCAUUUUUUGAGAUACCUUCUUAUCUGUGUAAAUAAUAUACUGCUAAAAUCUUGGUCAAUGCCAUAUUUACACUAGAAAAUAUACUUUUAUUAAAAUUUGUAGAAUAAACAUUUGAAACCGAAGAAUAAAGAUUCCUACAUGAGGAAAGUAUUUAUGAAUAAACAAAUGUAAAUUUUGUUUUUUCUUGUACUUGUAGGGAGGAUAUUGAGAAUAUCAUUAAAGGAAGCAGCGAUAUUAUCAGCGAAAUAGAUGACAAGGAAACCAACGCUCGUUUACAACACCGUGUUAAUAAUGCUUAUGAUUUAAAGAAAAGCACGUCACGUGCACACAGCGUGCCUGCAAGUAGUAACAGACACUUCAACUCAACUGACAGUGUUCAAACAGACGCACACAACCAUCACAGGUGCGCCUCUGUUGACGCACAAUUUGUUAAAACAUAUGGUUUGAGUCCUUGUAAUUGCUCAGGCGCGCACGGAGAUCUCAAUAUGCGGAAGCAAAGAUCUUACGUGAGUAGCGAACCAGCAACACCAAAAAUGAACACAUCAAUGUCGUUUAGUUAUUCCCCACCUUCUCCAAAUAUUAGCUCGCGAACUACAUCAACUGGUAACUCCCCAAACAGCAGUCUCAGUUACUCACCUACGGAAGUCACAUAUCAUGACUGUAGACUGCAUAAUUAUUCCACUACACAGAAUGGAAACUCUAUCUCCACAGAUGAUACAUCGUCUAUAGCGGAAAGCAGGGGGGAGUCGGAUGUAACGAGCGAAGACUUUGACGAUGUUGAUAUGACAAAGCAAUGGCUAGAAUGGGAGGCAUUAACUAAGAACUUUGACUAUACUGCUGAUUUUCUAGAUCAAGAAACACUUGUUUGA